ACUCUACAUGCAAUUCUGGUGUAUUUAAAAACCUCUUUAGUUCAUCGGACGCAUCUCUGGAUCAUACAAAAUCGCCCUCUGGGCGCUCAAAGGUUCGAAAAGUUAUCACUACAAGACGAGUGACAUGUUCAAGACUCGUCGGAAAAAUGCCCUUUUGGUUGCAGUGUUGCUCCUACUGACUCCCAGUUUUGUUGUAGCAACGUUAUCUUCGUGUACAAGCAACUCUAACGCAGACAUCUCAUCACCAUGUAAGUUUGCACCGGGAGUUCAUUCUUAUACCUCGUUAACUGUCCGUACUGAAGUCUUCCUGGAGACAACCUCUGGCUCCUCGCAGCAUUUCUUUAAUGUCUCUCAGACGUUUGACAUUAAAGCAAAUGGCAGAUUAGUUCUUGAUUAUAACAAGGAAAGUGGCAGUAAUCCUGGUGCGGGUGUGUUGACGAGUGGAAGCACCGGUAGAUCUGGCGGGAGUUACGGAGGCAGAGCUGGCGCUGCCGCUGAAACACCGCUAUCUACAUCUCAGGCUGAAUCAUAUGGUAGCGCUUUUGUCGUCACACAGCCUGGGAGUAAUGGUGGCGGCGAUCCAAAUACACGCGGGAGAGGAGGAGGUUUCCUUAAGAUAUACGCUCGUAAGCUUGUCGUCGCUGGAACAGUGCAGGCUAAUGGUCAGCGCGCUCAGCAGAAUGACGGUGGAGGAAGUGGCGGUGGCAUCUCUGUAGACUGCUUCGAAAUCGACGGCAACGGAAGAAUGGAAGCUUCUGGAGGGAUGGGUAGCGGCGAAGGGGGUGGUGGAGGCGGUGGAAGGAUUUCGGUGCAGUUUCAACACGGUUCCUUUUUAGGCCAAGCAAAGGCGUACGGAGGCAGGACGGAAAAUGAAGUUAAAGCGCAAGGUGUAGCUGCUGGUUCUCACUCUUUAACUGCUUCGUCAAGGAAGAGUGUGUCUGCACCUUACCCUUCACCCAAUAUAGUCUACGACCCCUCUAAAGGCCGAUUAAAUUACCAGGGGUCCCCUGGCGGAUGGAUGCCAGCGACCAAUAAUAUUGGAUCUGAGUGGCUCGAGGUUCGGUUGUCUAAAGAGGCUUACAUAACUGACGUGGCUACUCAAGGUCGACAUAGCGGAAGUGAAUAUACCUCUUCAUAUACGUUGAAGUAUCUUGAUCCUUAUAUCAGUUCACCAGAGACUUGGAGAGAUGUAAAGGAGAAUGGUGAGGUAAAAACCUUUACAGGAAACUCGAACACAAAUACAGUCAAGCAGAAUGCUCUACCAACAGAUGUAUAUACGAGAGCUAUUCGAUUUUAUCCGAAGGCAUUCAGCGGUGGAAUCGCCCUCAGAGUUGAACUAUAUGGAUAUGCUGCAGAUCUUGCCAGUAAUCCUGGUUGCAGCUACGUGCUCCCUCAAGAUAACAAUCCUGAACCCGGAGGACCGGGAACAGUUUACUUCGACGGCUACAAAAGCGGUUCCAGACAUCGAGUGCUGAGUGUUGACAACCAGGGAAGGCGACCGAGGAUCAACAGUUCAUCAGAUGUCAGCGUGUUCUUGCAAACAGGUGCUGCGGCCUGGGUUACAGUCUCCGCUGACCAUAAGAUAGAGGAGGUGGAAAUUUCAGGAGGAGCUCAACUUGUCAUCGCAGGCUCAGCUAAAAACCUAACGGUCGACAGCAUAACGGACGACAACACUGGGUACUUGUAUCUACUGUCAUCCAUGCAACUGCAAAUUAGCACACUUUUGUCACCUUGCACGCUGAUAUAUCACGGAGCAGAGCUCAUCUUAUCCGACCUAGCACCAAACGUCUCUCUUGAACGCUCGGUUGAUGUACAUGGUACGCUUUCCACUCUUGGUGCCCCGAGUGUCUAUGUGGGAGCGCAAAAGGGAGUGUUUACAAUGCAUCCAGGUUCUGGCCCAAGUUCGCUUAGCUUUGGAGAACUCAUUAUCGAAUCUUCAGGUCAUCUCCAGCUGUUGAACUACGAUAAACAGUCUCCGGCCUCCUGUCGCUGGUCUGUGGCUCUAACAUCCUCCAAAUUCACCUUAAGCGAUAAUUCCAAAAUGGACGUCGAAUGUCCGUUUAAUCUAACAGGCGAUCAAAUGAACAUUGGGCUCAACUCUGCUCUGAAAAUAAACGGUAACAGCUCAGUUUCGUACAUUUCCAUGAACGGUGUCUCUAUACGUGGCACCUUUGAUCCAGGAGUUCUUUCCCUUUUAGAAGGUUGGAAAACUCUCAGGAUUGAAAGAUACGGUGAUAUGAGCUUUUUCCCUCAUGGUGACGUUAGAAUAAACACAUUUUACUCGAACGGGAACUUCCACGUAGAAGGAGUCGUUUACCUAAGAGGGAGAGAUCCCGCGGUUACUCAAUUAAUCGAAGUUGACGAGUAUGGAAGUGUGCAGUUUGACUUGCCCCUUAGUUCGAACUCUUUGGUGUUUGUGCACAACAACUCACACGAGUUUGGCUCCCAUGGCAGACUGUCACUAAACGGAGUGUCCCUCGUUCAUGCUGACAUUGUUGUUGUUGAUGGAACUUGGUUGCCAAACAAGUUGAAAAUUGAACCAGGAUGGAAAGAACUGACUGUGGAACACGGAGGUAAAUUUCACUUUGACCCGGUUGGUAUUUUUCAGCUCAACAAGUUUCUCCUUGACGGCGAUGUCAAGUCUUUAAAUGUGGUAAAAAUGGAAGGUUUAUCCCAGCAGAAAGUCCAACAAUGCGAAGUUGGAUUCCAUGGUACAGUACUUAUCGAUUCAGCUGACCUUACAACAAUUCUCUGCGAGUAUGUCCUACUGUCAGGAACCCUGCGGGUCGGGAACUUGUCAAUAGGCUCGGUAUGGAAUGAUCUACACGUAAAUGGCACAAAUGGAAAAUUCUAUUUCGAGACCUCAGAGCCCCUGAACAUCAAUCAGAUACGGGUCAGCGGAUUAAUCGACACCGGAUCAGCGAUCGGUCCAAGUGCCCCGCUAAUUAGCGACAAUUUCACCAUCGAAUCAGCAGGAGAAGUAAACAUUCACUUUCAAGCCCAACCUUCCAUAACUGUCGAUGGUGCCAUCAAUUCUACUUUGUACGUGACCACUUUGGAAGUAAACGGUCUUUUCAAGCUUGGCUCGCUGUACCUCAUUACUGAUAACCUUAGCGUUGGAUCAUCGGGGCGCAUUUCUGUGAACGGUGGCGGUGCUCAAGGAGGAAUGGGACCUGGAGCCGGUUCUCAGAAAGAUGGCGGAGCCUCUGGGGCGAGUCACGGUGGACGAGGGGGACGUGGGUCGCAGACACUAGCUCAGCAGCUGAUCUAUGGUGACAUUUUCUCACCAGGAGGGUGGGGAAGUGGAGGUGGUAAUGGCAGUGGGAACAGUGGCGGAGGACGAGGAGGUGGAGUGAUAUUUCUUCAAAUCAACCAGACAUUUGAUGUCAACGGCGUGAUCCAGAUGAAUGGACUUCCUGGACAGACUUCCACGAGUGGCGGCGGAAGUGGUGGGUCUCUGUGGGCAACUUGUCAACAAUUUACCGGAAGCGGUAAAAUCGAGGCCAAAGGGGGUAAUGGAAACACUUAUGGCGGUGGUGGUGCUGGGGGAAGAAUCACGGUAAAUUACGUCACUGGUGGUUUCCAUAGCGACGGUACGGAUGCCUCUGGGGGACAGGCUGGUUCUGGGAGUAAUGUUGAACACGGAGGACCUGGAGUCAUAUACUUGGAUGGGAAAUCAUCCAUUAUAAAAAACCUGCGCAUUGACAACAAAGGACUAAAGCCACUGACUUCACUUUCGGGAGAUUACAGUACAUUCAUAUAUUCAGGUGCUGUCGCUUAUCUCAACCCACCUUCGGAUAAUUUUGUUUAUGAUUUUACGCUGGUUGAAGUCUAUGGCGGGGGCCAGCUGGUUUUCCCGCGCGCGGGAACUGAAGUGCGCGUCGAUACCAUAAAUGGAGAUGACACCGGAUACAUACAUGUGCCUCCUUUUAACACCCUAAACGUGACGGGAACGUCGGAAUAUAGACGCAUCAACGUCACUUGGGCGCCAUUUAUUUAUGAAGACGCGACGUUUGUUUUACCAAACGGAACUGUCGAAAUCCGAAAGGCCGAAAGUUUACUUUAUCCGAAUAUAGAACGAAGCUCCCACAUAAGCUUUUGGGGAAGUGUGUUGGGGUUUAAAGCACAUCUUAUGGUGGCCUACGGAGCAACGGUUUCCUUUGAGAACUCCUGUCCACGUAAUUUAAAUUUUGUCGGAAUAACCGUGCAGAAGACCAGUCGGCUUUUGUUUAAGAGCAAUAUGUCAGUCGAGGCCGAUGGCUGGACCGUAGAGGUUGCAAAAGAUAAUGGACCAGUGUAUCGUGAUGGUAUUGUGACUAUAGAGGGUGAUGGAUUAAUUGAAGCGCGAGCUUUGACAAUUAAAGCUGCGUCACUGAUAGUAGAUCCACGAGGAAAAUUGACACUUGAUGGAAAGGGAUACUUUGCUGGUUCUGGCUCUGGUUCCGGAUCGUCAGACGGAUCAGGAGCAGGUUAUGGAGGCACUGGCGGAAACGGGAGAGUGACCACGACAACGGGUGUACCGUACGGUGAUUACACCAAUCCUCGACUUUUUGGAAGCGGUGGUGGACUGGGCUCAAAUGCUGGCUUUGGAGGUGGAGCACUGCUGCUAAAGAUAGUUGAUACCUUAGUGGUGGAGGGAACCAUAACUGUAAGUGGAAGCCAGGGAGUAAGUUCUAACUCAGGUGGAGGCAGUGGAGGAAGUAUCCUGAUCCGUACUCGUGCCCUUGAAGGCUCAGGAGUCAUAGCUGUCAACGGUGGCGCUGGUAAUGGUAAUGGGGGUGGUGGAGCAGGAGGAAGGAUGGCUAUCUACUGGCAGGACAGGGAAUGGUGGCGCGGGUCCUUGACUGCAUUCGGUGGUAGCUCUUCUCAAGGUGGAAAUGGCGGAGCAGGCACAGUGUAUCUUGUGGAUACUCAACAUGGUGUGAACAACAGGACUCUGAUCUUCGAUAAUAAUAACUUGAGUCCAAGUGCCAUGGAGAUAUCAGAUUAUUCAUCACCCUACACGAAUGGUGGAAGAGCAUGGAUACUACCAAUAGAUCAGGAGUUUGAGCUGGAAGAGGUGCAUAUAUUGAGGAAGGCUCACGUAGCUCUCCACCCUAACAUAACCAGACCCCAUGGAUUGAAGGUUUACAGCUUUGUGGGUGAUCGCACAGGAGUUCUUCACGUGGGUCCAAACCAGGUUGUGAUUGGUCAGUUUGCUGAUCACGAGUUGUUUGAAGUAAAUGUCUUUGUUUACAGAGACGGACACUUCCACCUGCCACCAACUUUCGCGUGUUACGGUAUCGAUAUCACUGUCAGAGGUUACUUGGGCAUUGAAGACAUGACUAUCGCCAAAAGCUGUCGACUCUUCCUGGCUCUAACAGGUUCUACAGAGCUGGCAAACAGUGAGGGAACUUACAGAUACAAUUCCCUGACGGUUGCUGAUGGGGGAGAGGUGACAUCAACAUCAGAUGUCGGAAACAACUCACUGACACUCGACGUGGAUGAUAUCACAAUUCAAGGAGGUGGAGUGCUUCACAUGGUGCGCAUGCGUAUAUUUGUUGGAAACUUCACUGUGGAUGAUCUGGGUCACUUAAGGGGUGACACGUUCGAUAACAGCUGUACUAGCGGUGCAGGUGUCACAAAUUCUAAUGGUGGGUCUUCAGGUGCAGGGCAUGGUGGAACUGGAGGCCUUGGAAGGUAUGGAACACGUGUUGGAGUGGCAUAUGGUCACGUGUACGAACCUGAACACUUUGGAUGUCGAGGCGGAGGCUCGGGGGGACUGGGUGGAGGGAUAAUUCGUAUGUCUGUGAGAGGGACUUUGCAAAUUGACGGAACAAUUAGCUGCAACGGUGAUAAUGGUCAGCAGUCUCGAUCUGGUGGAGGAAGUGGAGGAAGUAUAUGGAUUGACACCAUUCUGAUGAAGGGAUACGGUACAGUACAGGCUAAUGGAGGUAGCGGCCAUGUGGAAACAAGCCAUUCACUUCACGGCGGUGGGGGAGCAGGCGGACGGAUAGCAGUAUACUUCAGAAGUAACAGAACUUACAGUGGGGUUUUUGAAUCCCUGGGAGGAGAUUCUACCGGAGACGCUCUCCCUGGAGGAGCUGGCACUGUGUUCCUAUAUCACCUUAUUCAUAAACAUCGCACUCUUCUGAUAAGUAAUGCCGGCAGAAAGGCGUUACCUACUGAACAUUUGGUCAUUAAAGACUAUUCUGAGCCAGCCUUGAUAUCGGGAAAAACUUGGCUUCUACCAAGCUCUGGAGAACAUAAUUUUUCGCGCAAUCAAAAUUAUUACUUUGAGGAAUUGCAGAUUUAUGGUGCAGCUCACUUAGCUGUGUUAACCGAGCCUCAUAACCGAUCGGCGACGAUUUAUUUCCGAAAUAUGAUCGGUGAUCGCACUGGGACCAUCCACGUUGGCUAUAAUCAGACCAUGGAUUUGAUCCGACCGACUAUUGAUUUACCGUUUAAUGUUCGUGUAUACCGAGGCGGAUUUCUAGGUCUUGCUCCAGCGACAGAAGUUCACGGAGUCGAGAUUCACGUGGACGGUGUAAUUUCGUACUUAAAGAACCUAACUUUGCAUCAUGGUGGCCUGUUAGCGUUGAAUGAAAACUCACGCACUGGAAACGAGGCGACGGAAAAUGAUUUCAAGUUCGACUUUCUGCGUGUACAGUUUGAAGGAGUCAUUCAGAUGACGUCGUCACCUGUGACACACAACGGGAUGAAUUUGACCGUACGAGUGCUUCACAUUGAGGGUGGUGGCAAAGUGGAAGGCAGUGAUCUACGAAUCCUAGCCGAGAACAUAAGCAUCAAUACAGAAGGUCAGCUAACUGUCAGUGGUCGCGGAUAUAAGCACGAGGAUGGAACCGGCGAGGGUGUUCAUGGUAAAAUUAACCGGGGACUUGGAUCUGGAAGCAGCUCGGGAGCCUCUGGUGGAGGACACGGGGGAACUGGAGGAAGGGGAAAGCACACGUCUAAAGUAGGAUUACCUUACGGAAACAUGUACGAACCAAUAGAAUUUGGAAGUAGCGGGGGAGGAGUAAGCAAAAAGCAAGGUGUUGGAGGUGGAACAGUAUUUUUAAACGUCACUAAUCUCCUGGAAAUCGACGGGGCCCUUUCUGCCGAUGGUGGCGAUGCUCUCCCCCAGGGAGGAGGGGGCAGCGGUGGUAGCGUAUGGAUCUACUGUUAUAUCAUAAAAGGUUUCGGAAAGAUCACUGCUAAUGGAGGUUCAUCUCCCUCCGAUGGUUACGGAAAUCACGGGGGCGGUGGAGCAGGUGGACGAGUCGCAGUUUACUUCAUAAAGAAUGACACCUUCUCCUACUUCAGCUACCAGGCACAUGGCGGACAGGCUAAGGAAGGCCAGGAUAAAGUGGAGAAUGGCGGACCAGGUACUGUCUUCUUGUACCAUUUGGUUCACACUCAUCGAACACUUCUUAUCGACAACAAUGGCGGUAAGCCAUUGAAUAAACAUAUUAAUUAUGGCCGUCUGGAUGAGGAAGGUGGCAAAGCGUGGAUUAUGCCAGAAUCGGGAUUCCAUCAUUUUGCUGCUGAAGAGGACAAAUUUCACUUUGAAGAGUUGCAGAUCUACAGCAAGGGCCAUUUGGCAAUAUGGCCACGCGCGGGAAAUGAUUCAAGAAAUGUUUCCAUGUUCUUUAAAUAUAUGAUCGGUGACAGGAGCGGCAUGAUACACAUCGGAGAUAAGCAAGUUAUGGACCUGAAGCGGCCAGAGAUCGAUCUUCCCUUUAGUGCUCAAGUCUACCUUGGUGGCUUCCUUGGUCUCGCUCCUUACACACAAGUUCAUGGCAUUGAGAUCAUUGUUCGUGGUAUUCUGGCAUACAUUAGGAAUAUGACCAUUCACAAUGGUGGUGAUCUGUGGUUGAACCAUGGAGGACGAACAGACCACGAAAUCAUAAACCACUACGACUUUGAUUUCAUAAGAGUCCAGGAUACAGGAACCAUUCACUGCGUCACCUCACCAGUCAACGACCCGGGCGUUCUCUUCACAACUCGUGCAGUCUUCAUUGAAGGAGGAGGCCUGAUGCGAGGUUCUCGCCUGACAUUUGUGACAGAAAAUAUUACUAUAGACGAUGGUGGGAGAUUAAUAGCAGAUGGCCUCGGCUACAAUACCUCACAUGGUUAUCAAGGAAACGAUAUAUCUGGUGCACCAAUUAAUCCUGGUCACGGUAUUGAUGAUAAUGAAGGAGCCUCUGGCGCUGGUCAUGGUGGCAGUGGCGGCCGAGGAAGCCUCACCUAUGGCACUCCCAAAACAGGUUUUGCCUAUGGGGACCUGUACGAGCCUUAUAUAUACGGUAGCGCUGGUGGUAAAGGUAGAGGUGGUACUCGAGGAGGUAACGGUGGUGGAAUGCUGUGGAUGAACGUAACUGGACUGAUUGAUGUUGAUGGGUUGGUCUCCGCAAAUGGUGAAGACGCUUCGUCCCUGACUGGAAGUGGAGGUGGUAGCGGUGGAAGCAUUUGGAUGUAUUGCAAGACGAUCAGAGGCUAUGGUAGGAUAGCUGCUAAUGGGGGUGCUGGUUCUAAAGACAGCUCAUACCCUGGAGGUGGCGGUGCGGGAGGAAGGGUUGCCAUUUACUUUCAAAUAAAUGAGACGUCAACUUAUUUUGUUUACGAGGCCCGAGGUGGAUCAGCUCUUGGAUGUGAGGUAGGUAAAGAACAUCUUUGUAAAGCAGAGGCUGGUGGUCCGGGCACCGUGUUUCUUUAUCACAUGAUUCACACCCAUCGCACAUUACUGAUCCACAAUGGUGGACAAAAACCGUUGGUAUCAGCAAUAGCAGACUACAACGAUUUAUCCGAGGAUGGUUGUCGAGCUUGGAUCUUACCGCAGUCAGCCAAUCACGAUUUCGCUGGAAGGGGGCGUGAUUUCCACUUUGAAGAGCUUCAGGUGUAUGGAGGUGGUCAUCUGGCAGUGCUUACUGAACCGGUCGGCGAGAAGGCAUCGUUAUUCUUCCUUCAUAUGAUAGGAGAUCGCACUGGUACAUUACACGUAUCGAAAAAUCAAACCAUGGACUUACAUCGACCCGAAAUAGACACUCCAUUCAGUGCGCACGUUUAUGCUGGCGGUUAUCUUGGGCUUGCCCCAUACACCGAAGUUCAUGGCGUGACAUUAUUUAUUUCCGGCACCGUAGAUCACAUACAGAAUAUGACAAUACAUCAUGGCGGUGCAUUUUGGAUGUAUCACGGGGGAAACACAGCGAAUCAAACGAACAGUUCUUUUGAGUUUGAUGCAGUCCGAGUGCAGGAUAAUGGUGUUAUACAAGCUAUAACAUCUCCAAUCAUUCACCCAGGAAUCACAAUCAUAGCCAGGGCGUUUUUUGUUGAGGGAGGCGGGCUUUUCCAUGGGACAAGGAUGACUGUCUUAGGGGAAAAUAUCACUGUCGAUGAUGGAGGGCUGAUCUCCGCAGAUGGCGAGGGCUACAACAGGACGCAUCCCCAAGGAUCAGGCCUCCAUGGUGUCAUAAACCCAGGUAUUGGUUCCUCUCACAUCUAUGGUUCCUCAGGGGCAGGCUGUGGUGGAAGAGGAGGGAGAGGCGACCACAGUGCUGUUGUCGGAGCUGCUUAUGGGGACCUCUACGAACCUGUCCGAUUCGGAAGCUCAGGUGGAGGAGAUAAAUCGGGAAGAGGUGGUGGAGUUAUUUGGUUUAAUGUCACCAAUGUCAUUCAAAUUGAUGGAGAGGUUUCUGCAGAUGGACGUAAAGGCGACAACUCAGGUAGCGGAGGAGGAAGUGGAGGAAGUAUCUGGAUGCAUUGUUACCGGAUAAAAGGUACUGGUGCUAUUAAGGUCAACGGUGGUGCCGGUGGUGGGAAUUCUGGAGGUGGGGCUGGUGGAAGGAUUGCUGUGUACUUCACUGAGAACACCACAUACACGGGCUCCUUUCAGUCACGAGGAGGUGCCAAAGGUGGAGGGUCUAAUACCGAGGCUGGCGGACCUGGAACGGCGUUCCUAUAUCAUCUAGUGCAUACUCAUAGAACACUGCUUGUAGACAACGGAGGUCAACAUCCGCUCACCAGAAGAAUAUCGGACUAUUCGGAUCUCUCGCGAGAUGGAGGUCGCGCUUGGAUCUUACCUGAGUCAGGUGGCCAUGAUUUUGCCAAUGGCUCUCACGACUUUCACUUUGAAGAACUGCAGAUUUAUGGUGGUGCUCAUUUGGCGAUAUUGACUGAACCGGUGAAUCGUGCAGCUUCAUUGUUCUUUAGCUACAUGAUCGGUGACCGAACAGGAAUGAUUCACAUCAGCCAAAACCAAGUCAUGAACCUACAUCGCCUGUUCUUGGAUAUUCCUUUCAGCGCAUAUGUUUAUGACGGAGGGUACCUUGGUCUUGCACCCAUCUCUGAAAUGAAUAAGAUUAUUGUGUACGUGGAAGGAACCCUUGAUCACAUUCGAAAUCUCACCAUUCUAAACGGCGGUGAGCUUCACUGUUACUUGACAGGCUCAACUGGAGAAAGAAUUCAGCGUCAUUACAACUUCAACGAGACCGUCAGAAUCAUGGCGAGAUCUCAAAUCCAAAGCCACAGCCCCAACGCCCAUAAAGAAACAUUCAGCCUCACAGCCAGGAUCCUAUUGGUGGAAGGCGGGGCAGCAAUUAGCACUUUCAACAUGAACAUAACAGCUGUCAAUCUUACCGUGGACGAUGGGGGCUCUAUUGAUGCAAGCGAUGGUGGUUACACAGCAACUAAGGGACCAGGAAGUUUGUUGACAAACAACUGGAGACGAAGUGGCGCAGGACAUGGUGGAACAGGUGGAAGGGGAAGUUGCGGGGGCUAUCACACAUGCCGGCUCAAGAAGGGACUACCAUACGGAAACUUGUAUUAUCCGAGGGAUUUUGGAAGUGGUGGUGAUGGUAAUGGAGGCAAAGGUGGCGGCAUUUUAAGUAUUUCUGUGGCGCAUACCCUACAGGUGGAUGGUAACAUUUUUUCAAAUAGCCGAGCUGUCAAUAAUGAUAAUGGUGGCGGGAGCGGUGGAAGUAUCUUAAUUCACACCCAGGUUCUCUCAGGUGGCCAUACUGGUGUUAUACAAUCUAAAGGUGGAAGUGGUACCGCAGGCUCGGGUGGUGGCUCGGGAGGUCGCAUAGCAGUUUAUUACAGCAACAAUGACACACACCAUCCGUACAGGGGGAAAUUCGACACCAGUGGUGGCAGCGUUACAUCUGGCGCGGAGGCUGGUGCUUCUGGAACAGUUUACCUUAAACACACCGGAAGUGGAUUCUCGACACUUCGAGUGGAUAACAAUGGACAACAAGCUUUGGAUGACGAGAUUCCGAAUGCAGGUGUCCUGUUAGAUCUGUCUGGAGGCAGAGCAGACCAAGGCACAACCUACAAUGCGCCAAAUGGAAUGACAGUUACAUCCAGCUGUGCUAUUAGGUCACCUUUAUGUCAUAACCCAUGCCACAGCUGCCGCGACUACUCAAUAGCAAACCUUUUCGACCAGACAUUUUCGACAAGCAGCUGUGCCGGUUAUUUCUUGUCUGGCUGCCAUUACACGAAGCUGACGGUCGAUUUAAAGAGUUUACUGUUUAUCAACCACAUAAGAUUCUACCCAUUCUGUAGCGGAUCUCGACCUAACUUCCGCGUCACAACGAACGAUGGCAUCCGUAAUGUGCCAGUUACGAGUAACUACGUUCAAAUAUCUAACGGCUGCAUUCAGGGAUCUUAUGUUGAUAUGCCGGUGAGAAGGAACGCAACUCAGAUAUAUGUGGAACUUAACCAUCCCACAAGUAACACGUAUUCUGGCCUCUCUGAAUUGGAAGUAUUUAUUGAUGGAAAAGAAGUUUGGGACAGGUACAAGUACAGGAGUUUCGAUGGCGCCAAAACGUGGAUUGAACCAGCAACUGGCACUGAUGUCUACAGCUUCAGUGAGGUUCAUAUCCGGGGAUCUGCUCAGCUUGCUGUGAUGCCGCUGAAUGGCUUGCAGGCUCCGGUACAUUUUCAUGCUGACAGGUUGUACGGAGACAAGAGUGGCUUCCUUCAUGUAGGAUACAAUCAAAAUUUCUCUGUGGCAGUUACCGAUCCCGACAUUCCAUUUGGUCUGCGUGUUUAUGAAAACGGGAGUAUGAUGCUACCGAGAAGAGCCUUUUUGCAAACAGUUAGUUUCAAGUCAUCAGGAAAGAUAUGGGGCGUCCAGGACUUGUUUGUGUUCGAUCACGGAACCUUUUACGGUGAUUCAAAUUCCAGUCUUGGAAAAGACACAGUUCCUGGACAGUAUUUGGUCAAGUCCCUCCACGUGCAGGAUAGAGGGGUGUUUGAGCUGCAUUCAACUGACAAGAAAUUGACCAGUAGACUGUCGCUCACUAACUUAACGAUUUUCGGCGGUGGUCACUUCAAAUCAAACAACAAAUUGCACAUCGCAGUGAAACAUCUGCUACGGAUAAACUCCGGAGGAAAACUGAGUCACAAUCAUGCUGGGUACGUCACCAAAGAGGGCAGGUCUGGAGACGAGUUCGAACCAUCUGAAGGCCCCGGCCAAGGGAUUGGUAGUGUUCAUGGUGCAAGUGGUGCUGGCUUCGCCGGAACUGGUGGAAGAGGGACUGGGACGGGUCUUGUAGGGCAGUUCUAUGGAGAUUACAGAAGGCCAGAUGAUUACGGGAGUGCUGGAGGCUUUGGGUUACAUUACGGUAACUUGUACUAUGGAGAUUAUCGCACAAGCUCUGUGGGCCCAUACAGAAAUUUCAUCACCCGUAGUGGUCUGGGAGGACAAGGGGGUGGAGCGAUAGAGAUUGUAACGCGUCACUUGAUUCUUGAUGGACAUUUGUCAGCGGAUGGAGAAGACGGUCCCCCACCCAGCACAGCAGGAGGAGGCAGCGGAGGUAGUAUUUGGAUUGACUGCGAAGAGCUGGAUGGCUACGGAACAAUCAGUGCUAAUGGAGGGGCAGGCUCACCAAGCAAAGGAGGAGGGGGAUCUGGUGGACGAAUAGCGAUUUACCAGGCGUUCAUGUUGAAUUUUAACGGCACUCUCUCUGCCAAGGGUGGAAAUAGCGCUGUGGAACCGGGUGCUUCAGGCACUGUCUUUCUUGAGACUCGAAACAACAGCAAAGUGGAGUACAGAGUUUUGAAGAUAAACAACUUCGGCAUGGCUUAUCCCUGGGCUGUUGAUAAAUCACAGGGGAGGUUAAGAAACCUUAUGAGGGGAAUUUACACUGAUACAAAAUAUGUUGGAGCUGUCACUUGGUUACACGAAGCAGAUAAAUACACCCUCGACGAAUUUCAUCUUCAUGGAAACUCGCACGUGGCUCUGUAUGGAAACGGGUCCCGCGGGAAUGUCACGCUGUAUGCGCACACGCUUCGCGGAGAUCGCAGUGGCGUUUUUCACGUUGGUCGCUUUCAAUCCGUAGUGUUUGACUUUAUCGAUUUGUAUUUCCCAAUUAAUACGCUUGUAUACUUUAACGCUACACUGGAGGUGCCUCGAAGGUUGUCGCUCCGUGAGGUUUACAUGGAGAUCAACGGGACGCUAGCCGACUCAGAUGAUUACACCAUUGAUAGAGACGGCAAGCUGUUUUUAUGGUCGGGAGGACAAUCACUGGGCGAAAAACAGGGACACUUUCGGUUUAUAAACAUGUCAAUCAAGUCACUCGGCUUGCUGCACACUACAAAAAUUCAGGGUCAUGGUCCAGUAAGUCUGCACACCACACGAUUUGUAGUAAAUGCCGGUGGGCUGGCUAGUGUUGAUGACUUCUUUCUGUACUCUGUGAAUGCCACUAUCGAUGUUGCUGGUGAUGUGUCAGCAGACUUCAGGGGAUAUGGUACAGAACAAGGGCCAGGAACUGCUGUUCAGAGGACUCCUUAUUACACUGGAGCUGGAGGAGGGAGCCACGGUGGCCGUGGUGGACGGGGGACAGCUGGACUCCACACGCCUUCUUCUUACGGCUCUAUAUACGAACCUACUCAGUUCGGCAGUGGUGGUGGUAAUGGUCUUAACGGUAUGGGUGGUGGGCAAGGUGGCGGUCGUAUUGUCUUUGAAAUAUCAGAUAUGCUUCGACUGGAGGGACACGUUCAUGCAGACGGAGAGCCGGGAAGUAGGAGCUCCGAUCCAAGUGGUGGAGGCGCUGGAGGGAGCAUUGUUAUCCGUUCAUUCAAGUUUGACGGCGAGGGUACUGUAUCGGUGAACGGAGGAUCAUGUCCGUCCACGUAUGCGCCCUAUGGGGGCGGUGGAGCUGGUGGCCGCAUUGCUGUCUAUUACAAUGGAAGUUACACUUUCAUUGGAUCAUUCCAGAGUUAUGGCGGAAUCAGUCAGGCAGAAUGGGGUGGAGCAGGAACAGUUUAUAUAAAAAACAACCAAAACAUGAGCCAGCCCUAUAGCAUUCUUAGAAUUGACAACAGAGCUACUCGCAGUGGACCAUCAAGGCUUAACGAGAUUCAAGAACUUCACCUGGCGGGAAACAGUGCUGAUUAUCCCUAUUACUUGACAUCGUAUACGGCCCCCAAUGGAGUUACUUUAACCACAACUGGAAUUCCCUACUGUGAAAGAACUUCUCAUCACGAUUCCAAAAUAUGUGAUACCGACGAUUCCAAGAUAUCGAAUUUGUUUAAGUCGACGUCCGAUAGUUACUACACUCAGAAUUCAAACCCCGUUGUGACUUACCGCUUUCCUUUACCUUUGUUCUUGGAGUACUUAUUGAUCUAUCCUCACUGCAACUCAUAUCACUUGACGCAGUUUUAUGUACGCGUUUAUUUCAAUGACAGUGAAGUUGUUGGAUCCAAUGGAUGGAUUAACCCAACAAACUGCCUCCAAGGACAACCGCUCAGAAUGAACGUGAGACAGACAGUUGAAAAGGUAGAAAUAAGUCUCCAAAAAAUCAGCUCGUACUCGUCCCUCAGUCUCGUAAGAUUUUUCGUUCGUGAAAACCCUUCAACCACGCUACAAACGCCACAUUACACAAGUCCCAGUACUUCUUGGAUCGUGACCGAAGAAGAAAAAACUACACAACAUGAUUUCAGUGAGCUACAAAUCAUGGGCCAGGGAAGUCUGUCCAUGUCCGGGAAUUCCGUCAAGAUGAGUGUAAACAAGGUUGUUGGUGACAACUCUGGUAUCUUGACAAUGCGCCCGACACAGAGCAUUCUCAUGAGAGGCUCAGAGGGACACCUUCCAUUCUCGCUCCUCUCUCAGAAGGGCUCCAGUGUAGCCUUUCCCACCAGCAUGAACUGUCGUGAGGUCGAGGUGACCAUUCGUGGGGUGAUGGGAGAGAUGAAAAAUCUUACCGUUGGACCACAGUGUCGGUUUGUUCUUGAUAACUCUUCAGAAACGGAAUUCAUGUUAGAUCAUAUGGUCGUACAGACUGACGGUUACAUGGCAGUUCUUAGAGAAGAUAGGGAGGACGUAAAAAUGGUUGGAAAGACUUUUGAUAUAAGAGGAGGAGCCAAGAUGGAGGCUAACAGUCUUACAUUGGACUACAUCAACAUCACAAUAGAGCCUUUCGCUGAUCUCUCAAGUGAUGGGCUCGUCGAUGAAGUUUCCGGAUCACGUUACCAUGGAGAUGGAUGGGGUGGUGAUUCUGGUGGCGGAUCCUCGGGCGCAGGGCAUGGCGGUCAUGGUGGGGUUGGUGGAAGGCAGCAAAAAGUUGGUAUCUCCUACGGGAAGUAUAGAAGGCCCACAACAUUUGGAAGUACAGGCGGAGCUCAAGUAUUUCCCUUUACUGGCGGAUUAGGAGGAGGUCGUUUUAAAAUUAUUGCCCACGAUACACUUGUGGUGGACGGAGUACUGUCCUCCAAAGGGGGAAAUGCUCGAGCAUCUCGUAGCGGUGGCGGAAGUGGUGGCAGCAUUUUAGCAUAUACAUCAAGAAUCCAUGGCGACGGAGAAUUUGACGUUUCAGGAGGCAACGGAGACAGUUCAACCGGGUAUCAUGGAGGCGGAGGUGGAGCUGGUAGGAUUUGCUUGUAUUAUCGAGAGAACCACUUCCUUGGUCGUUUUCUUGGUUUUGGAGGCACCAGUUCAAUCGAACCCGGUGGUCCAGGGACAGUGUUUCUAGAGAACGUCCCUGGGAUGAACGCUACCUAUGGGCAUGACCGUAUAGACGAAGCAGCGCACGCAGAAAGAGUGCUUCUGGAUGAAAACGUUGUCAACGGAACACAAUGGGUUCGCAAUAGAACAUUGUACGCAAAUGCUAUGGGUCGAAAACCUCAAAGUCCAGACGCUAAUCUAAGUUCAAGCUAUCGUGAUUUCAGCGUUGGUGGCUCAAGUAGAGUGUGGCUCAUUUUGGACGAUGAGGAUCUGGAAGCGAACGGGACCGAUGUUGAGCUUGACGAGUUACAGCUUUACGGCGGAGCACAACUCGCCAUUAUCAACCCAGCAAACACCAAAGCGUACAUAUCCAUUGUGAUUGGUCAGAUGGAAGGAGACAGAACUGGUAGAAUUCAUCUCGGCUUUAAUCAGACUUUCCUCUCUCUCCAGUCGUACCUUCCCAUGGACAUGAUCAUUUAUCAAGGUGGACUCACCACUAUGCAGGGCGAGCUGCUCGUUGCAGGGGUAACAGUCGAAAUUGAUGGUGUUUUGAGAAGAUGUCAAAACAUCACUGUGGUUGAUGAUGGUGUGAUUCGCAUGAAGGAGAUGUAUGAUUUGGAGGGAAAACCAACUGAGACAUUUUAUUUCGAAGCAAUAAAUGUUCGAAAUAAGGGCACCAUGAUGGUAACCAAUCAGGAGCGAGUUCGUGAAUUUCGUGGAAAGUCCAUGCAAAUUUAUGGAGGGGGAACAUUUACAGCAGUUAAUCUUCAUGUACACGUCGUGAACUUUACCAUCGAUGCGCUAGCAACAGUCCACGCAACUUUGGAAGGGGAAAAAUUCGAUUACGAAGGUAAGGGCCCUGGUGCCAAGUAUCCAACCCCAGGCUUUGCUGGAGGAUCAGGCGGUGGUCACGGGGGACUGGGAGGACGUUCUACGAGUCAAGUGACAACUGGGGCUGCAUAUGGUUCAGUAAAGGAGCCUACAGAAUUUGGUAGCAGUGGUGGCAAGGGAAGCAGUGGGGCUCAUGGAGGACGCGGUGGCGGUAUUUUAUUCCUGAACAUCAGCGACACCCUGGACAUCGAAGGAACCCUAAGUGUAGAUGGUGCCAACAAUGGUGGGUCCGAAGCUGGAGGAGGAAGUGCUGGAAGUAUUCUAAUCAGAACUGUUUUACUGGAGGGGAGUGGAACUGUUCAGGCAAACGGUGGCAAUGGUUACACUGGUUCUUCCAGAGGCGGAGGCGGUGGUUCUGGUGGCAGAGUCGCCUUGUACUACCAGGGAGGGUUCUUUGAUGGUGUCCUUGAGGCCGCUGGCGGGAAGGGCGACUUAGAAAACGGUGCGGCAGGGACUGUGUACGUAGAAAAGGCGGUGAAUAAUUCAGACACGCCACAUCGAACUUUGAAAGUCGACAACAAGGGUCGACCACCACUUAAUGAACGAGUCAAUGAGAUCGAGGAAGUAAAAUUGUAUCCAGGAAGGUUGAAAGACGGCAGAGUCUACUCAGAUGAGUACACCAGCAUAAGUGGCCUGAGAUUCAAAUCCGAUGGGUCUACGAUGCCCCUCUCUUUAGGAUCCAGCAGUUAUUAUUCGCUGUCCCGAAUGUUCGACGGAGACCUCAAGAACGCUUACAUAGUGCAAUCGUCCUCCGUCCAUGUAGUCAUCGAGGCUACUUUGCCAAGGCUAAUGUUCAUACAUCACAUCAGGCUUUAUCCUUAUUGUCAUCAACACUACCGCGUGAGUUUCACCUUAACGACGGACCAUCCAGUUACCGGUUGGAAAGACAGAACGAAAGGUUCGCGUUCAUUCGCAAAUUGUUUUGAUACUUUGGUUUACAAUGAUGUAAUCAUAGAAGAUACUAUUUCGAAGUUCACGGUAACAUUGACAAGACUUGAAUCAAGCGUUGCGUUGAGCGAGCUUAAAGUGUUUGUCGGGCGUGAUACGUCGUCCUUCAAAGCCAUUACUCUUGAACAAGACAGCUCAAGAACAUGGUUAGUAUUCAACGAUCAGGGAACCAUGACAUUUGAAGUUGACGAGUUGGAUGUGCGUGGAAGUGCACACCUAGGUAUUCAAAACGGAGCUGGAAAACUGGACUUCAACGUGAAAGAGUAUAAGGGUGAUUUUACAGGAACUGUUCAUGUAGGUGGAGCACAGAAUUGGUACCUGAACGCCAGCAACAAUUCCGUGAUUCCUUUUACCCUCAGAACUUACCAGGGCUCACAAGUUUUCCUCCCACGGGAAGUCUAUCUCCAAAAAUCUUCAAUUUACGCAGAUUCUGAGCUGGAGGGGCUUAAAAACCUCUUCAUUUCACAGGGAAGUCGCUUUGACGUUACGCAAGGAGCGCAUGUAAAUUCCCCCUCGAAAGCCACAAUUUUGUUGGAUCGCAUCACCAUUCUAAAUGGGGGAACGUUCUACCAGCGGACCGCUGAGCCCGCAAAAUUAGCCCUGAAUCUGACAGGGGAGCUGAUCAUCAACGCUGGCGCGUCAAUGGAAGUCAGCCAAGUUCAUCUCCAGGCCCAUAAUAUCUUCAUCGACAUUGACGGUGUCCUGUCCGCGAGUGGGCGGGGCUAUUCCUCUAUGAAGGGUGAUGAACCAGGUCGGAAGUCCUACGUUGCAGCCUCCGGAGCUGGCCAUGGAGGGGCUGGUGGAAGUAGCACGAGUCAAGAGUACGUUGGAAGGGCUUACGGAUCCUUUCAGAUCCCUCUUGACUUUGGAAGUGGUGGGGGACAGGGGUAUCAGGACUUGCCUGGUAGCUCCGGCGGCGGGGCCGUCAAACUGAGUGCUUCACAUAUCGUACAAGUUGACGGGCUUCUUGAUGUAUCAGCUGGUGCAGCUGUCAAUCCAGGCACCGGUGGCGGAAGUGGUGGUAGCGUCCUCAUCCAAGCAACGCUAUUUCUGGGGAAAGGCAAAAUAUUUGCCGAUGGGGGCGAGGUUGCUCAUUCGUCGCUUGGAGAUGCUGGGGGAGGAGCUGGUGGUCGCAUUUCUGCUCAUUACAGAAGCACAAGAUUUGCAGGCUCUUUUUCAGCCCAUGGUGGGGCCAGCAGAAGCGAAGCUGGAGGGCCAGGAACGGUCUUUCUCUCUGAAAACUCCACACACACAACUAUGAUUAUCGACAAUAAUGGUUACCGUGCUUCUAAAUUGUAUAUAUCAGACUACAGAGAUCGCUCCAACGACGGAGGACGUGCCUGGCUCCUUGCUGGUUACAUGGACGAGUUUACCUUAAACCUGUUACAAUUACGAGGUGGCACUCACUUUGCCGUUUAUCAUCUUAAGCCUUCAUUUACUCUCAACGUGGAACGACUGGAAGGUGACCUUGGGGGUUUAAUUCACGUGUCAAAGAAAAACAGAGUGUAUAUCAAGAACGCUCCAAGACUGUUCCCUUCAAGUUUCCACAUUUAUAAUGAGGGAUUUCUUCAUCUUCCCCGAGAUGUCUUACUCAAGGACUUGUUUUAUCCGAGGAUUUCCCUUGAAGGGUUGAUCAGUGGAAUGGAUAACUUGACACUUGGUGGAGGAGCGGAAUUUGUGGUCACAGCAGAGGGUCAAACGGAGGGCUAUAGCAAAAAGACAAUCCAUUUAAAUUCACUGACAAUCAUGAAUGGUGCCAAACUCGUGGCCACUGAUACUGUUUUGGACUCACCAACGGUUACCCUGCUACUGAAUGAAAGUUUAAGAGUGAUGGCUGGCGGUUGGAUACAAGGCAAGUGGAUAGACAUCAAUGCUGGUGAUAUUGAAGUGGAGGCAUCUGGAGUCAUAACCGCAGAGAAACAAGGCCACGAUGCAAAAAGUGGAUCUGGGUCGCCAUCAGGUUCCGCUGGUGCCGGUCAUGGAGGUCGCGGAGGUCUUGGAGACUCCGGGUCAUCCCCAGGUAACUCAUACGGCUCCCUUUUUCGACCUCUUUCACAUGGAAGUGGCGGCAUGUUUGCUGUUGGAGGUGGUGUCAUUAAGCUGGCAACUAGCCAAUCAGUUACUAUAGAUGGUUUAGUAGAUGCAAACGGCGAGGAUGCCCUCAACAAGUCUUCUGGAGGGGGGAGUGGGGGAAGUAUCUGGAUCCUAUCCAAAGUCUUCAAAGGGAAUGGAGUCAUCAGAGCCUCAGGUGGAAGUGGAUUGUUUUUCGAAAGUGGUGGAGGAGGUGGAGGACGAAUCUCUAUUGCAUUUGACAACCGCACAUUCAGUGGCAAAAUAAAUGUUUUUGGUGGAGCAAGCAACAAAACGGCAGGGGGCGCUGGUUCCUUAUAUCUCCAUAAUAAAUACACAGAUUUCAAACAGCUCAUUGUUGACAACAACAAUAUAGGUUCACCUUUAACAGAUGACAUUACAGACGUCUCAAAUGACGGAGGUCGAACCUGGCUGACACCAGAACCCAACACAAUUGAAAUGUCAUUUGAUGAAGUUGACAUUCGAGGCCAAUCACAACUAGCCGUCCUCACAACUCCACCUGACUCACCUUUCCGCUGGAACAUUGGAGGUAUCCGUGGUGAUCGCUCGGGAAUCCUGCAUGUUAGAGCUAAUCAAGAGAUGCAUAUGACAAUAUCUGACAAUGAGGGAAAACAGCCUCAAUUGCUUUGGGGUGUCAAUGUGUAUCCAAGGGGUGACCUCAAGUUGCCCCAUAACCUUGUUGUUGAUGGGAUCAAAAUUAUUACUGCGGGAAGUUUGAGUGGAGCUCAAAACGUCACUGUGGGAAAUAAUGGAAGACUCAUCCUCAGGCAAUUAAUUUCUCCCAACAACCAGAUGUCCAGAAACCUUACAUUUGACGUGAUUGAGAUCCAGGGCGGAGGUAGAAUUGAAAUACAAAGCGACAAGGACGGCCUUUCAAUAAAAUGCACAGCCCUGUGGAUCCGCAGUGGUGGCGUUCUCAUCGCAGACCGCCUUUCAAUUGUGGCCGACUCAGUUACAAUUGAGCAGUCAGGAAUUAUUGAUCUUAACUAUAAGGCUGUUGUGGCAGGCUCAGGACCAGGAGCUGGGUAUUCACACUAUUCGGGAUCUUCAGGGGCCGGCCAUGGCGGUCGGGGAGGUAGAGGUCAAUCUGAGAAUCGAACUGGUGGUUUCUAUGGAGAUUUCAUCAGUCCAAAAAUGUUUGGUAGCUCCGGUGGUGGAGGAAGUGGUAAUGACAUAGCAACCGGCGGAGGUGUUUUCUACUUACAUGCUCAACGGAUUGUGCACGAUGGAGAAAUUUCAGUAAAUGGAAAAGAUGCUUUAAACAAUUCUGAUUAUGGUGGAGGAAGUGGAGGAAGUGUUUUUAUUGAAGUAGAAUAUUUUGACGGUUCUGGGAUAAUUGAAGCAAAUGGUGGUGCUGGUGGAAUCAAUGGCGGUGGUGGAGGUAGUGGUGGAAGAAUUGCCAUCUAUUACAAUCAGACAUUCUUCACUGGACAGAUUUUCGCAUAUGGGGGAGGGUCUACUGUUGAGAGUGGAGCAGCUGGGACUAUUUACAAGAAAAACAAACAUAAUGGUAAGAGUAUCCUAGAGGUUUACAAUGAAGGGAAGAAGCCAUUGAAAAAGGCAAUCGCUGAUUAUUCAGACUUGACAAGUGAUAGUGCGAGAACAUGGCUGACGAUAAGCCACAUUAUUGGUUCAUUGGUGCCAGUUACUGUGCCAGAUAUAAAUCUUGGGACCACUGUUUACAAAGGCCUCACAAUUACCGAAGUGAAGCUAGGUGGAUCAGCUCAUCUUGCAAUUGAACCUGACGCCACCAAAAUUCGCCUUCACACGUUUGCACAGUUUUAUGGAAUGUUUGAAGGAAACAGCUUUGGCUUCGUUCAUGUUGGACCUAAGCAACUACUUGCAAUGCCAGACACAGACUACUACAUUCCAGUUAAUUUAAAGGUUUACCCGUCAGGCUACAUUAAGUUACCGGACAGAGUCAUGCUACACAAGAACUCCCUGUCUCUUGAUGCUGGAUAUCUCAUUGGUGUCGAAGACCUAGCUAUCUCGCAGUGUACAGUUUCGUUUGGAGCCGGCUCUGGAGCACAAAGCACAGGAUCAUUACAAGCGAUGUAUUUUAAGAUUCAAACACUGACGAUCAUGAGCCAAGGGAUAUUAGAUAUGGUUGCACCAAACUCUAAUUAUUCAUUACAUAUUGACUCUCUAGUCAUCAACUCGGGAGGUGCACUAAAUGGACGAAAAGUAGAUAUUGUUGCAAAGAGCGUAACUGUUGAUGAGUCAGGGAAGAUAAACUUGGAUGGCCAAGGAGAGAAGUGUCUAGAUCCCAACGUUUACUACGCUGGGUCAGGAGGUAGUCAUUCGGGCUAUGGAGGGUUUGGAAUUGGAAGCAAGCGACAAGACCCAUUUGAUUCAGUUUUUCUCCCAGUAGCAUUUGGAACGGCUGGGUAUGCUGGGCGUUCAUCUUUUAGUUGUAUGGGUGGAUCUGGUGGUGGAUCCCUGAACUUGACAGUCGAUGGGACACUACAAAUUGAUGGUGAAAUCUCGUCCAGAGGCCAAAAUGCUAAAGACAGUGAAAGUGGUGGAGGUGCAGGUGGUAGCAUUUUAAUCAGAAUCACUACACUAGAGGGUACAGGUACGUUCGAAGCCCAAGGCGGUGAUGGCGGAGUCACCUCUGGUGGAGGAGGUAGUGGUGGAAUUGUUGCAAUUUACUACAAGAUAUCAUCACAUCAGUUUUCCUACAAGGUUCAUGGCGGAGGUGGCAAGAAGAUCGGUGCUUCUGGCUUCCUGUACACAAAGAGGGAUCUCCAGCGUAGUCGUCGGCAAGUAUCUGAGUCAGAUUCAGUACUGAUCCUGGAAGGAAGGGAGGUUUUGUCUUUUGAAUCUCCAAGCGUACUUGUCUGUGAUCCAAAACUGAUUGACUUUACUUUUGAGGAAGUGAAGCUUUUAAAAUCCAGCACCCUGACGAUGAUUUCAUGUUCUCAGGGAAGUCCUAUGACUCUGAUCGCAAGAACAAUCAAGGGUGACAAAACAGCGUGGUUGGUCGUGAAACCAAAUCAUGAUGUUUAUAUUGGCGUUACAAGCAUAGUUGAGCCAAGCAUGGAGCUAGAAUUUAAUGCGGAAAUUGAAGAUGGAGGAACGCUGUCUGUUCCGGGGAAUUUCUUCAUUUCUGGUGAUACACAGAUAAACCUUAGUGGCAGCUUAAUUGGCGUGUCGGACUUAACAGUCAACGAUAAAGGAAAACUUGUGCUUAAAUAUCCUGGACAUACUGGCUUUAGAAUAACUCCUGACCAGGGAAAAUCUGUAGUGCAGAUUUCAACUGUGCGAAUCAAAGAUGGUGGAAGCAUUACAACAACUUCACCAAGCAAGGUUGAAAUAAAAUCGGAUCUCUUACAAAAAGACUUUGGUGGGAAUCUUGGACCUGGAAUUUCUGUGUCUUCGAAUCAACGAAUAGAGCACACCAUUGGACCCUCUCUCAAUAAGCAGGGCUGCCCACAUGGAUACGAAGUUGUUGAAGUAGCUUCCAAAACUUUGUAUAACCCAUGCGGUGUUGGGAAGCACAUUUUUAACAAAAGAAAUGAAUCUUACCUCGUAUUAAAAAACGUCUCAGUGGCCAUAUCACAUAAUGAAACCAUUUAUGUAAUUAAGAAUGAGACACGCUUCAACGUCACAUACUACAUUGCUUGCGACUAUGACGAUUUCAAACUUUUACCUGGCCAAUCUUGCAACCUAGCACCAGGAAGCUAUAAAUACAAUUCUCUGGAAAUACAAGGAAGUGCUGCGAUGUAUGUUGAACCAGGAACAGAAAAAGGAAAUGCUAGUACUUUAUCUGUUUCUAAGCUUACCAUCUUCUCUCAAGGCCAACUAAUUGCAAAGACGUCCAAUUUUAUUGAUGCCAUCUCGACACCCUCGGACUAUGGUGGCAGCUAUGGAGGUCUUGGAGGAGGUGCUUCUGAAAACAGCGCCUUAUAUGGUAACAUUUCAUUUCCUGUGGAUUAUGGUAGUAAUGGUGGAGGAAGCAGUCAAAAUCAUGGAUGGGGAGGAGGUGUGAUAAUCCUAAAGACAACAGAACUUUUCAACGAUGGGCUUAUUGAUGCUAGUGGUGGGGACGGAUCUUCUGGAGCUGGUGCUGGAAGCGGAGGCAGCAUCCAAGUAGUAACAGAUUAUAUGAAAGGAUCUGGUAUAUUCAGGGCUCGUGGUGGAAAUGCGAACUUCCCUGCGGGAGGGGGAGGCGGGGGAAGAGUUGGAAUAACGAUACGUAAGGGGCAGAGUGAAUUUCGCGGUCUUUAUGAUGCUACUGGUGGAGAUGGACGUAGACCAGGCUCAUCUGGAACUGUUUUUGUACGUGACCAAAGACAAGGAGCUUCAUAUGAAAUGAUCAUGUUCUGGAACAAGAUCAUUGGCUAUCCUCCGGCUCAAUUACCAAACACAUCAGCUCCCUACACCUAUGAUGAAAUCCGUUUAGAAAAUCGCGGUACGUUCCUAGCAACAGCUCAGCUAGUAGUCGCUAAGAGCUUUGUUACCGAUGGCACUGGCAAGCUAACAAUUUCAGGAGGUGCCCGAGUUGACAUUCUGAGUUUUUCAAAAUCCUCGAGAACAUUUUCAUGUGACCUUGAAAUACAAGCAGGUGGUUCCUUGUACUUCUACAAUCAACCAAUCUUUUUAGGUCCAGGUUCCCCUACUGUGGUAGUUGCCGGUAUUUUGGAUGCUAGAGAACCUUCUGUUGGCAAAGGCAAGUCUAUAAAAAUAACUUCAACAGGGGAAAUAAGACUGGAUAAGCUGAGACUUCUUAAAGACUCUGUGAUGCGAGUGGAUUCUGAUGCCUCAAUCAAGAAGAGCUUCUCGUAUGCUCAAUUCCAUCUUACCUCACUGAGACUGGAUACGAAUGCACAACUUAUAUUUGCUCAAGAAAAUGUUUCUUUGAGGGCUGAUUUAAUUCAUCUUAGCCAGGGAGCAGCAAUCACGUCUGAUACCGAUACGAAACUUAUCAACAUCACAAGUAAUGAUAUUCUUAUAGAUAAUCAAGCAAGAAUAACUGCUGAUGAAGGAGGCUUUUUGGGUGGUCCAGGAAAGGCCAACGGCUCUGGUAGUGGCUGUGGACAUGGUGGAGGAGGUGGGGGAGGCCAGGGAGGAGAGUCGUAUGGAUCAGUAUUUGAACCCCAGCAUUAUGGCAGUGGUAACAAUGCCCGUGGUGGAGGAGUAAUUUUCUUAAAUAUUAAAGGAGGAUUUACUCUAUAUGGCAGUGUAAGUGCAAAUGGUGCAAAUGAUUCAAGGGGAGGAGCAAGUGGCGGUAGUAUACUGGUCCAUGCAGGAACUUUAUCUGGUCACGGGGAGGUUCUAUCAAAUGGUGGUGAGGGACUUAGUAAUUCUGCCGGUGGCUCUGGUGGUCGUAUAGCGCUGUACAUUACAGAUAGGACAUCUUUCAAGGGUGUUCUUACUACUUACGGUGGAUGUGGGACCACUUGUGCUGCAGCCGGAACAAUCUUCAUCCGUGAGUAUGUGGUUGGACUGCCUCAGAACUCUACAGUAAUAGACAAUGGAGACAGGAAAACAGAAGCUAACACGAUUAUAAUGCACGAAAUGAAGAUCUCUUACACGAUGCGACUACUUAAACUCGUCAAUGGGGCCCGGCUUGAGGUAGCAACUGUUCCUAAUGUGGAAAUGAAGAUAGCCAUUCAGAAUCUUGAAGGUGAUGGAAGUGGAAGCUUUCAUGUGCAUCACAAUCAAACACUAACCCUGGGGGCUGGCAAGGCUGUUUCGUCACGACCGUUCAUGUUUCCAUGGGCAAUGAUCGUGGAUGAGGGAGCAACGUUGAAUCUAGAUCCAGUACUUUUCAUUACGCGAACAGCAAUUUCGCCAUCCCUGUACUUAGCUGGUAAACUGACUGGCGGCGAAAAAGUUACUGUUGGACAAGAUGCCUCUGUGGUUAUAGCAAAAAGUGGAGUUAUUGGAACUCACUCCAACACACCUGGAAAGUACUCAUUCCUCUCGCUUAAAGUCUCUAGUGGCGGACGCAUUACAAUUGAAGUUGAUGAGGUUGCAAAUGCUCCUGUCGAACUCAAGUCUCUCUCUGUUGAUGUGGCUUUCGGUGGAGUUAUAAUUGGAAGAUACCUUAGAGUUGACGCAUCAUUAUUAAACAUUGCCUUUAGUGGAACUUUGCAAGCAAAUGGAUUAGGUAACCCUGCAGGAGUUGGUCCUGGUGCUGGCAGUUCUUCUUUGUUAACAGGAGGUGGUUAUGGAGGUUGUGGUGGAGGUAAUACCAAUGAAACCUGCGUGGUAUAUGGAUCAUUGUUUGAAGCAACAGAGUUCGGUAGUGGGGGAGGUACAACACAAGUUCCAGAUGGUAUCUUUGGUAGUGGUGGUGGUAUCAUAGAGGUAGAGGCUCAGGUUUUAAUUGUUGAUGGAACCAUUUCUUCAAAUGGUCAGAGUGGCAGCAGCACAACAGGCGGUGGUAGUGGUGGAAGUGUGGAUAUUUCUAUCUCGCAAACAUUCAGUGGUCGAGGAAAAAUAAAAGCUGAAGGAGGAUACGUAUCUGGUCAAGUGACAGGGGCUGGUGGGGGAGGUCGCAUUUCUAUACUUAUAACUGGUGAUAACAAAUUUAGUGGUUCUUUGAGUGCUCGUGGCGGAAGUUCAUCGGCUAAAAGUGGAUCGCCUGGAACGGUUUACACUGAAGAUGGAAAAACAGUUUUACGUAAAAGAAAACUCUUUCUCGAUAAUGGCGGCAUCUCUUCAAACUCACCUUUGCCAAUUUUUUUGAAUCAAUCAGUUGUGGCUUCUUAUGAUUUUCAAGAAAUCCACUUAAAUGGCCUGGUUAUGCUACACGUUGAUAAAGAUAUGGAAGUUGAAAAGCUGGUCACAGACUCCGACAGCGUUAUAUAUAUCAAAGAUAAUGUUACUUUCACUGUCGAGCCAAAUUCGAAGUAUCUCCAGCCUGAUUGUAGCUUUAUUGUGGACGCCAAUGGUGAAAUUCGUAUUCCAGACAAAGUUAUGUUUCUCGGAAGAAACAACGUUUUCAAAGGUACUUUGACGGGUAUACUGGAUAUGGUUAUUGGUGAGAACAGAAAGGUUUAUCUAUUGGCCUCGGCGCGAACAGCUCGUUACAUUGAUGGUAAGUACACAUUUAUUACUCACCGUGGAGAAUACAGAUUUUCAUCGCUGAGAAUAAAGAAUGGUGCAUUCUUCUCGUUUGAAAAUGCGCACUUGAAGAAAGUUCCUCUCACUCUUGGACGGCUUGAGGUAAACUUUGGGGCUUCGAUGCAAGGCAGCUGGCUUGACAUCAAGGCUUCUGAUGUUAUCAUACACUCUGGCGCCACUAUUGACCUCUCUGCUCAAGGAUACGAAAGUGACAAGGGGCCUGGGGCAGGAGGUCUACAUCAGUCCGAUGGAACUGGCGCUGGGCAUGGUGGCUAUGGUGGAAUUAGCACCGUAAACUUUGGAAAGUGGUAUGGUUCUGCACUCAAUCCAAACAAUACCGGAAGUGGCGGUGGCAGCUCCAGUAGUGGUAAAGGAGGAAGAGGUGGUGGUUAUCUUCGCUUAACAGUUGUUAGGUUACUUACACUUGAAGGGACAAUAUCAGUAGAUGGAGAUGGUGGAACAGUGUUAAAUAGUGGGGGAGGUAGUGGAGGUAGCAUUUGGAUCUCAGCAGACAACAUACAGGGUAAUGGGAUUAUUAGUGCAGAAGGCGGUGAUGGCAACGGUACUGGAGGUGGAGGCAGUGGUGGACGUGUUGCUCUCUACUUGCAAGGGUUGAUGAGUUUUGAAGGUCUUUUGAAUGCAAAAGGUGGUGACGGGAAAGACGCUGGUGCUGCUGGAACACUUUAUAUUCAGGAUAAUAACAAACGCAUCCCUCGCAAACGCUUAUGGAUUGACAACCUGAAAGUUGGCAACAACAAACCUCAAACGGUGCUUUAUGAGGCAGACAGAGUUAACUUCCUUUUUGAUGAGCUUCGGCUUAAUGGAAUGUCUCGCUUUGAGAUAUACAAUCUUCAAAGGAAGCUUCAAACUAUCCAGGUUGCAAAUUUUAUCUCCGAUGGUGUUGGUGAAAUUGCCAUAAGAAAAAACCAGACUCUUCUCGCAGAAGUCCUUGAGGCAAAAGAGAGUCACCUAACCUUGACAACGAACAUCUACGUUGAGGAAGGUGCUAAUCUGGUUGUGGCUUCGAAUUUAACAAUUGAUGGUGCAACACUUACCUUGGAUGGUAAACUAUCAAAUGUUCGACAUCUUGUCGUUGAGUCAGGGAGUGCCAUUAAAUUUGGAGUCACAUCACAGACAACGCUUAUGGAGAACAAGAACUUUGUAUUUCAGAGUGACCCUGGAACGCAACAGUUUGCAAGUGUGACGCUAAAGAGUGGCUCUGACUUUGGGGCUCCCCUUAAUCUUAAGCUUAGUGUUGGAAAGUUGAAUAUGAAGAGUGGGGUGAUUCUCCAAGGUAAAUUUGUUGAUAUCAAAUCCCAGUCGCUUCUCAUUGGUCGUGGGGCAACUCUAACAACUAACGAUAUCAUGGAAAUAGAGUUAAAUGCUGGUGGUAGAGGACACUCUUCGGGUAAUGGUGGCUCUGGCGGCGGGCAUGGAAGCAUUGGUGGAACUGGAUAUAAUACGUUAGCUGGUGGGAUUCCCUAUGGAACGAUUUAUGAGCCAAAUCAACCAGGAAGUCCAGGUGGUGAUGGCGGUUCUGGUGACUCAGGUGGAAAAGGCGGUGGAGUUAUAUCAAUUGACACUGAUAUUCUAGAAAAUGAUGGAUCCAUCACAGCUAAUGGUGGAGAUGCAUCUCAGAGCAGCCAAGCUGGUGGAGGAAGCGGUGGCAGUGUGUACAUAAUCGCCAGUAGCGUAUUUUCUGGUACAGGGACAGUUUCUGCCCAUGGUGGGCGUGGAGAUGGCGCUGGUGGAUGCGGUGCAGGCGGACGAGUGGCAAUACAUCUUAAAUCUCAGUAUGCAUACCGUGGAACAUUGGAGGCCUUAGGAGGACUUUCUAGUAGCAGUGGAGCUUCUGGUGGUCCAGGCACAGUUUACAUCAAAGACGUCCGCUACAAGUUAUAUUUUGAACAGCUGCACGUUGAUAACCAAGGGCAAAGUUGGCAAAACUAUGUUACUCUAAACGAAAGUAAAACAUCCUAUCACUUUCAUGAGCUUCACUUAGUACACAAAGCAUCGUUACGUAUGACUCCCAGUUCAAACUUGACUCAGUCUUCAACGCUUAGCAUCGGGAAACUCUUUGGAGAUCGAUCAGGUCUUCUGCAUCUGUAUAAUGGCCACAAAGCAAUAAUUGAAGUAGUAGAGGCACAGCUGACAACUACUAAGACCCCUGUGAACUUAAGAAUUGACAGUGGGGCCGAAGCUGUUAUGGCAACAACGGUUUACAUUGUUGGCGAUGGCGCUGUGGCGUUACAUUGCAACGGAACAUUAAACGGCGUUCGUAACCUUUAUGUUACUCAAAAACGUGUCGUUCUCUUGGAACAAGGCUCACGAACACUAAGGGACGAUGAACAACCAGGAACCUUUAUGUUCUCCAAUGUGAAGUUAUUUAGCGGAAGUUCAGUGACCAUGAAGGAUGAGAUCGUGAUGAAAAUUAUUGCUGGAUUCUUAAACAUAAAGUUCCAUGCAAGCUUGGAGGCUCAUUAUUUCGAUAUUGUCACUUCAAAUCUUGACGUGGAAACUGGGGGACUACUUAGUGUUGCUGGUGAUAACAAGGCACGUUUGGCUGUUGAACCAAGUGAAGUAUCUUCACUUCCGCAGGGAGCUGGGGCAGGACAUGCCAGCAACGGAGGAAGUGGCUAUGGAGGGGCUGCUGGAGGCUUGUAUCAUGGAUCCCUUUACAAACCGAAAGACUCUGGUCGCAGGGGUGGAAAAGGUACAAAUAACGGUAUUGGUGGAAGAGGUGGUGGAUAUGUUAAAAUUGAGGCUGGCACACUCAUCAUCAACGAUGGCAUCAUUACUGUUGAGGGUGGAAGUGCUGUAAGCGGUGGAGGAGCUGGUGGGGGAAGUGGCGGCAGCCUUCUAUUCAACACAGAAUCAUUCAUUGGUUAUGGAGAAAUGAACAGUAAUGGUGGGAAUGGAGGAGGUACCAAUGCUGGUGGAGGUUCCGGGGGAAGGAUUGCAAUUUAUGCCACUGAGAACCUUUACAGAGGGACUUACCAAGCUUUCGGUGGAAGCUCCGUCUCAGGGGCUUAUGGAGGACCAGGCACGGUGUUCUUGCAGGAUAUACGUUCAAAGAGGCCUUUCAAGCAGCUGCGAAUUGACAACCUAAUGCGUUCCAUUAGAGAUCCAGUCACGAUAGAUGAAGCCAACCUAACCAAUCAUGAUUUCUCACAAGUUCACCUGUUUGGACGUGCAGCCAUCAAUAUGGCUGUUAGAAAGGAACGAACGACUUUGAAAAUGUCGAGAUUGUUUGGAGAUCGAACAGGACUUCUUCAUUCCCGUGCGAACCAAACAUUUUAUUUGGAAGCGUCUGCCACGGAACAUAGUGUGUCGAAGCCUGCUGUCAACUUGAGAAUUGAUGAAAAUGCUGAGAUGGUCUUUGGCGCGUCAUUAUACGUUAUUGGAGAUGGAGCCAAAGGAACUGGACAAAUAACUGGUGACUCUUCUUUCACAAUUGAUGGAAGAAUGAUAGACGUUACUCACCUGUUCCUUACUAAGCGUUUGAAGUCAAGAUUAUUAUCCCACGCUCAUUCUGCAGAUUACCAUAAUGAAACUUUAACUGUGAGUGCUGUAGGCACCUUCGUGCUAGCCACGUUUGAGAUCCAAGAUGGUUCAGAAGUAUUUUUUCCUGAUGUGCAAGGAGUUCAAUGUGAAGUUGGACUUCUUCACAUGAAAUACGGCUCCGUGAUUGUGGCAGAUACAUAUCGCAUUGGAGUUACGUCGCUUCUUCUUGAAACCGGAAGUAAAAUAACUGCUUCCGGAAAAGUUCGUCCGAGUGAUUAUGACAGUUCUGUUCUUCCCAGUUCUUGUAAAGGUUCAGGUGGAAGCUAUGGAAGCAAAGGUGGAAAAGGUCAUAAUGGCGUUAAUGAACUUCAUUCCUAUGGUAGUAUCUUUACGCCUGGUCACUAUGGCUCAGCUGGAUGCCCAGGAAGUCAGAAUGGUGGAAAGGGUGGAGGACUUAUCAUCAUGGAAGUUGGGGAUGAACUUUACCUUGAUGGUACCAUAGCGAACGACGGACAGGACGCUGCUAGUGGAUCAGCCGGAGGGGGCGGAAGUGGCGGAAGCAUCUGGAUCAAAUGUGGUAGAUUUAAUGGUCACGGCCUCAUAACUUCAAACGGUGGUGCAGGCGAUGGUCUCACCUCUGGUGGUGGAUCCGGUGGACGGAUUGCUGUUGAUACUCCAACGCAGAAUAAGUACGUUGGUGAAUACACUGCCAUUGGGGGAGAUUCAGGCGACCCAUCGAAAGACACAACUCAGUAUUCUGGUGGGCCAGGCACAGUGUUCUUGAAAGAUGCGCGAAAUCAGUAUGCGCACACGCAGCUUCGCUUGGACAACAAAGGUAGAACUUGGGAUCAUUAUGUCACCCUCAACGAAAGUUUGAAGUCUUACACCUUUGACGAACUUUAUCUCGUGCGCAAGGCCGCUAUUCAUUUGGUCCCAGAUGGCAAACCAUUGAACUUGACUGUGCACAAAGUGGAAGGUGAUCGAACUGGACUUAUUCACGUACACGAGAAUCAAACUUUGAAAGCCGAGUUUUUAGACGCAGUGUACACCAUCACCAGGACUGCUGCAAACUUCAAACUUGAUAAGGGGGCCAAUGCUAUUAUGGCGACGUCGGUGCACGUAGUUGGACAAGGAGAAGUGGCAUUUGAAUGGAACGGCCGUCUUAUAGACGUGCAGCACUUCCAUGUCGCUUACGGUCGAACCAUUAAGAUUGGUUUUUAUGCUCACACUGCUGGUACUAAAGCAGGAAAGUAUCGUUUUAUUGAUGGUUAUGGUACGUUUCGUUUUUCAACGCUGGAAUUUGGGAGUGGUACUUUAAUACAUUAUCCACCGCCUAUGGGAGUACACUUCAUCGUCAGCCUAUUGGAUAUCAAGUUCAGCUCAUAUUUCGAAGCAGAGUUCUUCAAAAUUGAAGCUACUGACUUCUACCUUGAACCGAAUGCUACCCUCAACUGCGCUGGAAGGGGGUUCGAAAAUAAAACGGAGGGAUCAGGAAAGGACUCUGCUUCAGGAGGUUCCGGAGCGGGGCAUGGAACACCAGGCGGUGAUGGUAAAGAUGUCAGUGGAGGAGAAGAAGUGGGUUCCGUGUAUGAGCCAGUACUUCCUGGUGCGAGAGGUGGGACGAGAACUGGAAGGACUACUGGUAGCAGGGGAGGGGGACGUGUUCGUGUAAGUGUUGGAUUUGCCUUUCGAUUGGAUGGGAUUAUCAAUGUCGAUGGAGACGAUGCAGCAACGAAUUCAGGAAGUGGUGCCGGAAGUGGAGGUAGUGUCUGGAUAACAACUGGCUAUCUUCGUGGCCAUGGCGAUAUAUCUGCACGUGGCGGAGAAGGAAACACUGACGGCCUUGCCACAGGUGGAAGUGGCUCAGGAGGACGAAUUGCAGUUCAUGUGAAAAUCAAAGACGAGUACAGAGGUGGCUUUUACGCCUUAGGUGGUGUAUCUUCUGGGACCCAACAUGGUGGUUCAGGAACUGUGUACAUAGAGGAGAUCCAGGGUGAUAAGUUAUUCAGACGGCUGUAUAUCGACAAUCAGAAUGCAAAUCCACCAAAGGUCUUUACCUUGGACGAGAUGAACCCAAAGACUGUGAAGGCGAAUGCUACCGAAGAAAAUGACGCAGAGUUUGGCUUUGAUGAACUGAUGCUACAAAGAGGCGUUGUGUUCCGGAUUGCAGACUUGAGACUUAGUGAGCGCCCAGCUAUUUCUGUUAUAACUGUCCUCGGUGAUGGUUCGUCUGUACUACAUGUUAUGGAGAAUCAGACAUUCUUCAUAGAGUACCAGGAAUAUACCAGACGAAGGUCGUUCCCUCCCGUGAACUUUAAGGUCGAUUACGGUGGGGAAUUAAUGUUAGUGUCAGACUUCCAUGUCGCUGGGAAGAAUAACCCGGCAUUUGAGCUUGAAGGACGAAUUACGGGAGUCUCGAACUUAAGUCUCACAGAGAGUCGAGUCCUGCGAGCGGGUGAAAACAUGAGUAGUGCUUUGCUGAAGGACAAAGUUUACAUUGAAACACCGAUUGACGGACAGUUAAAAUUUGGAGUUUUCAUUAUGGAAGCCUCAUCAGGACUAUAUUUUGCUAAGCGCAUGAAAUUUGUUGUCAGCACACUCUACAUGCGACAGAAGGCUGUCAUUUCGGCAGACAAAAUUCAUAUGGCUUUGAAUGAAGUUCAUAUGGAAGGAAGCUCUAGAAUCACGACAUCUGGAAAGGGCCCCAAAGCAGGAGAGGGUCUGGGUCCUGGAUCCAGUUUCAGUAAUGUCGGUUCUGGUGGAGGUCAUGGUGGGCAAGGUGGCCCAGGAAGUACAGUCGAUGGGGGAUCUGGGUAUGGUUCCUAUGUGUACCCAGUGCAUCCAGGCAGUGGAGGAGGUGGAGACGGUGGCGGUGCUGGAGGAUGCACGACUGAGAUAACAGUUGGAUAUUCCCUACAUUUGGAUGGCAUCAUAGAGAGCGAGGGUGCCAAUGGAACAUCUAACAGUGGAGGUGGCAGUGGAGGCAGUAUUCUGAUCAAAACUGUGCUCUUCUCUGGACAUGGGCUGAUAAUUGCGAAUGGCGGAAGUGGUGACGGAAAUGGAGGUGGUGGGGCAGGCGGCCGGAUUGCAGCGCACGUUGCUUGGCUAAGAGAGUACGCUGGACAAUAUACAGCUUUUGGUGGAACAGGCUUUAAAGCAGGAGCCGCAGGCACUGUGUAUUACACUGAUACUAACCAAGGGCUAAGUCACAGGCCACUGCUUAUCAACAAAGCAAACCACACAGUAUUUGGCGAGGGAUUCACAAAGCUUACAGUUGAUAACUUUAAUCGGAAUCCCGAUAUUCCGACAAUAAUCAUUUACGAAAACAGCUCAUAUUACGAAAUCGACGAAUUAGAGAUGAGAAACCAUGGCUUGCUUCACAUACACGGCAACAAUUCAAGUUUUGUCAUCCACAACUUCACUGGAGACCGAACUGGUCUUGUGCACCUUAGGCAAGGUCAGAAGAUGUUUGUUCAAGUUGUAGAGUCCAAGUCAGGCUACAGUGUUGCUCCUGUCAGCUAUAAGAUUGACAAAGGCGCCGAGAUAGUAUUCCCUUCUAGUUUAACACUUUUAGGGACGAGAUGUUCCUUUGACGGACUGGUAAUAGGUGUUCAUCGGCUUAUUGUUGCCGAAGGUGCUGAGGUUGUGUUUGCUUCAACAACCCAGACUGGUAUCAAAGAGGACAGAAAAUUCAGAUUCCUGACCACGCCAGGCAACAUUACCUUUGCAGAAGUGUACGUACAGAAAGGCUCAAGGCUGGAGUUUUCGCGGAUCAACAACACCUUAGUCUUUACUGCGAUAAUUUUCCGACUGAAAUAUCAUGGAUUAGUCAACAUCAACCAUGGUGAGAUCGAUUCUUCUUGGGCUUGGGUUGAAAGUGAAGGCAAACUUGUUUUAGACUACACCGGACAUCCAGCCGAAAUGGGCUCAGGUCCAGGAAAUACAGUGAACUUGAUUGGAUCCGGUGCAGGCCAUGGCGGUAUGGGUGGAGUUUCCCAGGCAGGGCAGCUUGGUGGUGAGCCAUAUGGCUCUAUAUACAAAGCAGUUCACCUAGGUAGCGGCGGAGGUAAUGGGAAUGGAAACGGUGGAUCCGGUGGGGGUAUGCUUCAUUGGCGAAUUGGACAGGAGAUCGAACUGGAUGGACUCGUUACUUUACGUGGUGGCGACGGUUCUGGAGCAAGCGCUGGCGGUGGUAGUGGUGGAAGUAUCUUAAUCGAGACAACGAACUUUACAGGCUAUGGAGAAAUUAAUGUUAUGGGAGGAGAUGGCUCUGGUCCAAGUGGGUCUGGGGGAGCAGGUGGUAGAAUAUCGGCGCAUGUACGCUUUCGUCAUAAGUAUGCUGGAGUAUUCAAGGCGUAUGGAGGAGAUGGAAAAACUUACGCAGCAGCAGGCACAGUGUACAUAGAAGAAACUGCGCGUGGACCACAAUAUGCUGACUUAAAGUAUGACAAGAGUACGAAUACGACUUAUAUUACAGCAACCCACAGGUACAUGGAAGUUGAUAAUGAAGAUCGCAAAACCGAGGUGUCUACGAUGAUGAUGGAGAGUGAGCACUUAUUCUAUGAAUUAGAUGAGUUGUUCCUUACAAGGCAUGCUAAUUUGCAGGUUAGGCAUCCACCAGGGAGUCUUAAUGUCACUGUUAUUGUACACCGAUUUCUUGGAGAUGGUACAGGAAGAUUUCAUGUCAGGAUCAACCAAACCAUAUAUGUUGAAGUGGUGGAGUCGGAGACUAAUGAGACCAUAGCACCUUGUAGUUACAAGAUUGACCAGGGAGCUGAAGUAGUUUUCCCAGCUAUUGUUAACAUCUAUGGUACUAGAAGCAUUAUCGAAGGACGAAUAACGGGAGUGGAACAUUUGAUUAUUGCAAGUGGUGGGUUUGUUGAGUUCUCGUCCACUGCUCAAACAGCAAGAGUGGAGAAUCGCCGCUAUGUAGAGAUAGACGAAAAUGGCAACUUUUCGUUUGCUACUGUGACAGUUGAAAGGAAUUCAAGAUUAACUUUCAGUCGCAUUCUCAAUUACACUCUCAGUUUGCGUUGCUCGGAGUUCAGGAUUAAAUACGAAGGACUGAUGACUAUGAACCAUGGCUAUAUUUAUUCUGCAUUUGCUUGGAUAGAAAGUGAAGGUAUCCUGUCUUUGGACGGUACAGGAUUUGGGCCAGAGCAAGGUUUUGGACAUGGAACGACCAAAAAUAAUUUUGGCUCAGGGGCUGGUCACGGUGGGGAAGGUGGGAAAACAGACUAUGGCGAAGGUGGAAUCCCAUACGAUUCUGUCUACACCCCACGGUUGUAUGGCAGUGGUGGAGGUAAUGGCCGAGGAAUAGGUGGCUCUGGUGGGGGUUCUUUGUUCUGGAUCGUGGGUCAACGACUUCAAAUCAACGGACUUUUGUCCUCAAAGGGAACUGAUGGGGAAGGAAUUGAUGCUGGAGGAGGAAGCGGCGGUAGCAUUUUGAUAACUACUACAAACAUGACUGGCCACGGCGAAAUUGCUGUUCCUGGUGGCUCAGGAACUGGUUCGGGAAGUGCAGGAUCUGGCGGGAGAGUUGGAAUUCACUGCCGGUGGCGAUACAAGUACGGAGGAAAGUUUACUGACCAUGGAGGUCAGAAAGGAAGGAAUGGAGGUCCAGCUGGAACAAUCUAUAAAGAAGAGAAUUUCAGACCCCUACAAUAUCGUCACCUUAAAUACAUGAAAGAAACGAACACUACCAUGUUAGCAGUUGAUCACACUUACGUACAUAUUGACAAUGAUGGUUUUGAUGUUCCCGGCGCAACUCUUCUCAUGGAAGAAAAUACCACCUACUAUGAAUUCGAUGAAAUGGAGCUAACAGGUUACUCACGACUUCUGGUCUAUCAUCCUGGAAACGUCACAGUAACUGCUGUUGUGCACAAGUUCAUAGGUGAUAAAAGUGGACAGUUCCACAUCCGUCGUGAUCAAAAGAUUUUUGUGGAGUAUGUUGAAUCCGAAACAAACAAAACUGAAGCACCUUGUAGUUAUAGGAUCGAUGUGGGAGGACAGAUUAUUUUACCGUCGGAGUUUUCAAUGCAUGGCACGCGUUCAGUUUUCGAAGGGAUGAUCAUUGGCGUUCGUGAUUUGCUUGUGUCUCUUGGUGCUGAGGCUGAUUUCUAUUCAACCUCACAGACAGCACUGAUAGAGAAUGGCGACUACAUUGCAAUAUCGAAGCCAGGAAAUAUUUCUUUCGCAAUUGUUAUUGUCAAGAAGGGGGGUGACAUCGAAUUCCGUAAAAACACUGGAUUCUUGAGAGUAAAUGUUGACGAACUGAAGAUAAAAUAUCAAGGAAAACUUAGUAUGAACCACGGAGAGAUGUUUUCAACAUUCGCUUGGUUGGACAGCCAAGGUCAUUUUAACUUGAACGAGGGGGGAAAUACAGCUGAAAAGGGACAAGGUGCCGGAAUUACGGUAAAUUCAAUUGGCCUUGGAGCAGGUCAUGGAGGGAGAGGGGCUCGAUCAGGAGGACAAGCGUAUGGUUCAGUUUAUCGCCCCCUGGUACUAGGUAGCGGAGGUGGAAACGGGGGAGGAACAGGAGGAACUGGGGGCGGUCAACUUCUUUGGGAAGUUGGAAAAAGAUUAGAACUUAACGGACUUGUCUCAGCCAUAGGCGGAACAGGUAAUGGCGGUCACGCUGGUGGCGGAAGUGGUGGGAGCAUUCUCAUCAAAACAACAAACAUGACUGGGCAUGGCGAGAUUGCUGUAACUGGAGGAGAUGCUAUUAACCAAGGGGGAGGAGGAUCUGGAGGUCGUGUCGGAAUACAUUGUCGUUUUAGGUAUACAUUUGGCGGAAAAUUUACCGACAGAGGUGGUUUUGGAACACAAAGCCAGUAUGGAGCUCCUGCAGGGACAGUUUACAAGCAAGAGAAUCUCCGUCCACUGGAGUACCGAAUACUUAAAUACAGUAAAGAAACUAACGAGACUUUCCUGGCUGUAGAUCAUACGUAUCUUCAUGUAGAUAAUGAAGGACAUGAUGUGCCUGAAGCCACCGUCCUUAUGGAGGAAGGAACUACAGAUUAUGAGUUUGAUGAGGUUGAACUCACCGGGUACUCACGCCUUAUUGUUUAUCAUCCAAACGAAACGGACGUUACAGUGAUAGCACAUAGAUUUAUUGGGGACAAGACUGGACAGUUUCAUCUGAGGGUUAAUCAAACCAUCUAUGUGGAAGUAGUCGAAUCUGAAACAAACAGAACUGAAGCUCCAUGUAGUUAUCGCAUUGACGAGGGUGCAGAGAUUGUCCUUCCAGCGGAGUUUCAUGUUCAUGGAGUUAGGUCGGAACUUUACGGGUUGAUGACAGGUGUGCACUUUCUUUUCCUAGAAGACGGAGGCACCCUUAAGAUAGCAUCAUCGGCACAAACGGCGCUAACGGAGAACCGGACUUAUAUUGAUAUCACCCAACCUGGUAACAGCUCUUUUGCUCACAUCAUAAUAAAACAAGGCGGUUUGUUGGAUCUGGUGCGUGUGGAAGAUGUCGCUGUGUCAGUCACGUCGUCUGUGUUUGAGGUUCUACAUAAGGGAACAGUGCGAGUGAACCAUGGUGUAUUUUAUUCCGCCUUUGCUGAAGUGGAAACUAAAGGUGUAGUUGUACUUGAUGGGGCUGGUUACGAGGCAGCGACUGGUCCCGGUGCAGGGUCGAGCUAUUCGUCAAAUUCAGGAUCUGGAGGUGGUUUUGGUGGGCAAGGAGGACGAUCUCAUAGUAAUAGCAACGGGGGUAGCGCUUAUGGAUCUGUGUACAGGCCGCUCUCUUAUGGUAGUGGGGGAGGACAUGGGAAGUGGAAUGGAGGAGGAGCAGGCGGUGGUUCUCUCUGGUGGCAAGUUGGCAAACUUGUUCAUCUUGACGGCCUUCUAUCAUCCAAAGGAGAGAGCGGUAGCAGCAAUGGUGGUGGAGGAAGUGGUGGGAGUGUUCUAAUAGAGACCACGAACAUGACUGGACACGGAGAAAUAAAUGUCAACGGCGGGGACGGGCAAUCAAAUGCAGGAGGUGGAGCAGGUGGAAGAAUUGGCAUUCAUGUCGACUUCCAGAAUAAUUUUGGAGGUAAAUUCCGGUCUGCUGGGGGGAAUGUUUCUGGCUAUCCCGCCAACGCAGGCGCAGCUGGUACAGUUUACAAGUACGAAAGUCGGCGGGGUCCACAGUACCGUGACCUCAAGUACAAUCCGGACGCAAACUUAACAUCCUUCAAACCAGAGCACUCCAAGGUCAAAGUGGACAAUGAAAAUAACAACGUUGCUACUCCGACGGUUAUCAUGGAAAAUCAAACCGUGUUUUAUGAGUUUGAUGAGAUGCAAGUGGAGGGACAUUCUACAGUGAUCUUCUACCAUCCAGAAACGGCACGGAAUGUGACGGUCAUAGCUCACGAAGUAACUGGAGAUAAAACCGGUAUUAUAAAACUGGUGUCUCGACAGCGCUUGUUUGUAUUUGUUGUGGAGUCAACGCACACUUACAUGGACGCUCCGUGUGGAUUUCAUGUCGAGGACUAUGCUGAAAUUAUCUUUCCUACGGAGGUUAUCCUUCGCGGGGAAAGCUCAACCAUAAGAGGGCGGAUUACUGGAGUAGAGAGGCUUGUAAUCGAGAGAAAUGGCUUCAUAGAGUUUGGAGGAACAGCUCAUACUGCGCAGUUACCCGAGGAAUCACAGUGGAUUGCUGAUAAUCCAUUUGACCCAUUCACUCCAGGGCUUAUCAUCGUCCCACAGUUAAUCAUUAGUAAUACCGGUGUAGUUAAAGUCAAGAUGACUCCGAUCCGAGUUGUACUUGAUAUCGCCGACACCAAUGUCAAAAAAGGUGGUCAACUCAUCCUUUAUACAAACCACGUGACCAUUAAUGCUGACUUCGUUACUGUCGAAAGUGGAGGUCUGAUAGACUCUUCAGGUGCUGGUUAUACAGCUGCAAGUGGUCCUGGAGCUGGAUCGGGAAGUACAGGUGGCAGCCACGCAUCACCUGGUGGGGGAGCUGCCUCAGGAACACAGUAUGGCUCUGUUUAUUUGCCUGAUGAACCAGGAAGUGGUGGUGGCUACGGUGCCGGUGGUGGACAGGUUUAUAUUAAGACCGGAGGAUAUGUUAUAGUCGAGGGAACCAUUCGAGCCAAUGGUAAUGGUUUGUCGUCAACAUCCUCUGGAGGAGGAAGUGGUGGUGCUAUUGUUGUGAGGAGUUUAUUCCUUAAAGGCUAUGGAACUAUCGAGUGUCAUGGAGGUCCCAGUCACGAUGGAGCUGGUUCAGGGGGCCGUAUUGCUGUGUACCUCACAGAGCACUUCAUCUUUAGAGGGAGCUUGACUGCACUAGGAGGCGAUAGUGGCACCAAGAGAUAUGGAAGUCCAGGAACAGUUUACAUUGAUGUCAAUGUGGGCGAGGAACCGUAUCGCAUUGUACAAAUUGACAACAAAAACAGGGACAGUUUGCUACCAGUUACCCUAGCCGAGGCAAACACAUCACUCUAUGAGUUCGAGCGAAUCCACUUAGUAAGGAAAGGAGCGCUUGCUUUUAAGGCGGUUUCGGGAAAGCUGGUCAAAAUAUUUAUAGGGAAAGCUACUGGUGACAAGACAGGCAUUCUACUGGCAUUGCGGAACACCAGAAUAUACGUUGAGAGUCAUAGCGUUCGCACCGAGGCUCCUGUGAACUACCAAGCCGAUACAGGAGGUCAGAUUGUAUUUCCAAUACAAACCAUUCUUCUUGGUACCAGGGCUCCAGCAUUAACUGUCAACGGUGAGAUCCACGGCAUAGAGGAACUAAGGUUGUCGUCAAACGUCGGUAGCCUUGUUACAGAAAAAGGCUUCUCAGCUUGCCUAGAUUGUCACAGUAACUAUACAUCCGAUUACAUUGGCCAUUACUGGUUUAAAAAGCUGCAGGUGGAUUUGGGAGGAACCUUUGAAGUGCAAAGCUCAGUACAAACAAUCUCAUCUCAGGCAGUACGUCUUCACAUGGGAGAGAUAGCUCUAGACUAUACAGGAUCACUGAAGGCGGACGCUGCGAAGUUGCUCACAGAAUAUUUCAGUCUCGAGUUUGACGCAGCUACGGACGCCUCAAGCUCUGGUUGGUCAUCCCAACAGGGGCCUGGAAGUUCCACAACUUGUUCAGGUGUAGCGGGAGCUGGUCAUGGUGGCCGAGGGGGGACAGGAUAUAUCAGUGGAUGUACAUCGUGCACAGCAAAUGGUGGUAACACGUAUGAAAAUGUAUCCCAAGCCAUUCAAGCCGGUAGUGGAGGUGGAGUCAAUUUAACUGAUGGGGGAGGCGUCGUCUUUGUAAGUGUAGAAAAGCUCUUGGAGCUCGAUGGUUCGAUCAAGUCCGAUGGCGCUAAUGGAGACUAUGGUGGAGGAGGAGCAAGCGGUGGAACUCUUUGGGUCGCCGGAAGACAUUUUGAAGGGCAUGGGCAUCUCACUGUGAAGGGGGGUGCAGGAAGCCAUCGAUCUGAAUGUUGCAGUGGUAGUCCCUGCAAUAGCCAUAGAAACUACCAUGGUGGUGGGGGUGGUGGCGGACACCUUCGUCACUUUUCCCCCGAUUACAUCAGGCGCGACAUAAUACGAAACAGGGAUGUAUCUGGUGGGGCUUCGGGUGGUGGAAGUGCUGGUAACGGAGGAAGUGGACAGAUAAGUGCAGCUGGUAAUCAAUGUAGUGGUCAUGGAACAUUUUCCGUUCAGAAAGGCAGUUGCACGUGUGAUGCUGGUUCUUACGGCGUAAGUUGUCUGUACCAGUGUGACGCGUCAAUCACAUGUCUAGGACACGGACGUUGCUCGGCUUCUGGUGGGUGUGACUGUGACGCUGGUUAUGUGGGUUAUCGAUGCGAACAUAAGUGUGACGCCGCACGUGACUGUCACGGGAAUGGUCGUUGUAGCGUGACAGGGAAGUGCGUAUGUGACCCUUGCUAUAGUGGAGAUGACUGUAGGUACGAAUGCUCAGGCAAUGGGACCUGUAUUGGUGGCAAGUGCAAAUGUGAUCCGUGCUAUAUCGGAACUCACUGCCAUUCGCUCUGCUCGGGACAUGGCACAUGUAAUAAUGGCACUUGUUACUGCGGCAGUAAAUGGAAGGGUGAUUACUGCGAAGUCCCAAAAUGUCCUAACGACUGCUCUGGAAACGGCAUCUGCAACAGCGCUCUUCUCACAUGUUUUUGUAACCCAGGCUGGCGUGGAUUGGACUGCAGCGAGCUUGACUGCCCUGGUGAACCGGAUUGUCAUAAUCGAGGUACCUGCUCAUCGAUUAAUGGUACUGUAAUGUGUGUCAACUGCAGUGUUGGUUGGAUGGGCCCUGCCUGUAAUGAUCCUUGUAUCAACGGUGUACAAGAGCCAAUGGACAGUGGAUUUUGUAAGUGCAAUCCCUGCUGGGCUGGCAAGGGCUGUGAUGCUCUAUGUAUGGGCCGAGGUACGUGCUCCGAUAAUGGAAUUUGCAAGUGUGAUCCUCUCCAAGGCUGGCGAGGAGACGUUUGCCAAAUUCCUGGAUGUCCUGGUGUUGGUAAGGAUUGUACGGGUAAUGGUGACUGUAACAGCGCUACACACGAGUGCACAUGUUACCCGGGAUGGGCUGGUCUGGGAUGCGAUAUUCCUGAUUGUCCAGGGGCGCCAAACUGCAAUAACCGCGGCUACUGUAAUGCGUCUGUUACUCCCCCACAAUGUCAGAACUGCAGUCGAGGCUGGAUGGGAGCUGCAUGUGCUGAUCCUUGUACGUUUGGAGAGCAAACUCCAAUGGACAGUGGACAGUGUGUUUGUUGGCCUGGAUACACAGGUGUUGGGUGUGACAGCGAGUGCUCCGAACACGGUAAGAUUGUCAACAACAGUUGUGUGUGUGAUAUCGGGUGGCGAGGAGAUCUCUGUGAUAAUCCAGGCUGCCCUGGUAUUGGCUCAGACUGUACGGGCCACGGAAUAUGUAACUCCGCAACGCAUAUUUGCACUUGCAACGAAGGCUGGGCUGGUGAAGGCUGUGAAAUUCCAGACUGUCCAGGGACCCCUAAUUGCUUUGAACGAGGACUUUGCAACGCUUCUGUAAACCCACCCAAGUGCCAAAAUUGCUCCAAAGGCUGGAUGGGACCGGCUUGUAAUAACCCUUGUGUGCAUGGUCAACAAGUUCCAAUGGACAGUGGCAAUUGUGUGUGUGAGCCUGGGUGGGUAGGUGUGGGGUGUGAUAGUGAAUGCUCAGAGCAUGGAACCAUCGUUAAUAGCAAAUGCCAGUGUGACAUUGGGUGGCGUGGAACAUAUUGCGAAAAUCCUGGAUGUCCAGGUGAUGGAGAAGAUUGUUCCGGUCAUGGGGAAUGUAACAGCGCUCUCCAUACUUGUAUAUGUCAGAAUGGAUGGACUGGUGACGGAUGCCAUAUUCCAGACUGCCCUGGAAAUCCAAACUGUGCAGAUAGAGGCGUUUGCAACACUACCUACAAUCCUCCCAAGUGUACAAAUUGUAUUGCCGGCUGGAUGGGUCCUGCGUGUGAAGACCUUUGCACAAAUGGAACCCAGGUGCCAAUGGACAGUGGAAACUGUGUUUGUGAUCCGUGUUUCGCAGGUCGUGGAUGUAAUGUAGAGUGCAACGGAUACGGAACAUGCUUGGAAAACAAGUGUCGGUGUGAUGAACUUACUGGCUGGCGUGGAUCGCUUUGUGAAGUUCCCGGAUGUCCAGGAUCAAAUGGGAAGGACUGCAGUGGAAAUGGAAAAUGCGACAGUGCAAAUCAUAUCUGCAUAUGUGAUCCAGGGUGGACGGGUGUUGGCUGCCAUCUCCCUGACUGUCCUGGCGUUCCAAACUGUUUUGGUCGUGGACACUGCAACGCGACUAAUCGUAUGACUCCUGAAUGCACGGACUGCAUUCAAGGCUGGAUGGGUCCAGCUUGUAACGAUCCUUGUGUCCAUGGUUACCCCAAAGAUGGUAUCUGCGUAUGUGAUCCUUGCUUUACGGGGAGCGGAUGCCAAAGUGAGUGUUCCGGAUUUGGAGAAUGUAUCGACAACAAAUGUGAUUGUGGCCAAGAAGAAGGUAUUGCUCAUAUGGGAGAAUACUGUGAACUGCCAGGAUGCCCAGGCCAGUGCACCAGUCCCGAUAACGGCUUUUGUAGCAUGGACACUCAAAAAUGUAUUUGCGCUCAAGGUUGGGCUGGGGACGAUUGCAGCACGCCCGAUUGUCCAGGGGAACCCAUUUGUUCUGGCCAUGGAAGCUGCAGUAAUUCGAACCCACGACGGUGCAACUGCGAGCCGGAUUGGGCCGGUGUUAUGUGUGAACUUCCUUGUGUCAAUGGAACGAAUUAUGGUAACUCAUCAGGUUGCAUUUGCCACUCUUGUUUUUCUGGUUCGGGCUGUAAUGUUGAAUGCUCGUUGAAUGGAAAGUGCGUGAAUGACAAGUGUGUCUGCGAUAAAAUCUUGGGAUACAAAGGAGACGUCUGUGAAAUUGCAAGCUGUCCUGGGUGGCCAUUUGACUGUAGUAACCACGGAAGCUGUAACGGAGCGACGUUUGAAUGUACAUGUGUUCCAGGGUGGUCAGGUGCUGCAUGCGACAUUCCAGACUGCCCCGGUGAUCCGGACUGUAAUGGACGUGGUGCGUGUACCCCAUCCAUUGCGGAAAAUGAAACACCUAAGUGCAUCUGCCAGCAAGGAUGGAUGGGUGUUGCUUGUGAGAAACCCUGCAAAUUUGGCACACCAACAGCUGACCAUAUUUGCGACUGUGACGAUUGCCACAAUGGGCCUGCUUGUGACAUGCUUUGCUCAAACCACAGCUCAAAUUGUGUAAACAAAAAAUGUGACUGUGGCUUUGAUGGGUGGCGUGGAAAUUAUUGCGAGAAGAAAGGAUGUCCCGGUUACAAGAAAGACUGCUCGGGGCAUGGCCAAUGCUUAAGUGCGUCACAAACGUGCAUCUGCGAUCCAGGCUGGAGUGGUAUUGGUUGUGAACAAACGGAUUGUCCUGGCGAUCCAGACUGCAACAAUAGAGGCCAAUGUAUACCAGCUGAGACUCCCUACUGUGGUAAUUGUGCGCAGGGCUGGGCAGGCAUUGCUUGCGAGUUACCUUGUGUGAAUGGCACUCAAAACCAAGUAGAUCCUACGGUCUGUGAUUGUGAACCCUGCUUUAAUGGACUGAGCUGUGAUGUGUUUUGUUCUGCCAGAGGCAACGCUACGUGUACCGAGGGAAAAUGCUAUUGUGGUUUCGAAGGCUGGCGUGGAAAUUUCUGCGAAAAGAAGGGAUGUCCUGGUUUGUUUAACAUGGACUGCUCCGGACGUGGUACAUGUAACAGUGCGACGCAGACAUGUGAUUGUAAUCCAGGAUGGGCCGGGCGGGGAUGCCAUGAGCCAGCUUGUCCUGGAACCCCAAUGUGCAGCGAUCAUGGUACGUGUGAGAGCCUUGCAACCAUAUCAUUCUGUUCCUGUGACAAAGGUUGGAUGGGCAGGGCUUGUGAAACCAAAUGUGAACAUGGCACCCCACAGCAAACAGCUGAUGGAUCCUUCUUUUGCCAGUGUGAUGACUGCUUCAGUGGUAUAUCGUGCGACAUGGAGUGUUCUGGUCGUGGAAACUGUACAAAUAACACCUGUGACUGCGGAUUUGAAGGGUGGCGUGGUCCCACGUGUGACACAAAAGGCUGUCCAGGUUGGGGAUCAGACUGCUCCGGUCAUGGUUCAUGUAUUACUGCUUUAGGUAUAUGUUACUGUCGACCUGGUUGGUCUGGGAGAGGGUGUCACAUACCUCAGUGUGCAGGGGGUGGAAACUGCAGUGGGCAUGGCGUCUGUGAUGGGGUCAACCACGAUCCCCCAGUUUGUGUCUCUUGUGACUCAGGAUAUAUGGGAGAAGGCUGCGAGCAAAAAUGCAUAAAUGGAACAGUUAUAAAGUCUGGAGAGGGGGAUACUUGUAAAUGUGAUAGUUGCCACACUGGGGUCGACUGUGGUGUGGAGUGCAAUGGACAUGGAAAAUGUAACAACGGAAAAUGUGCUUGUGAUAGUGGCUGGAGAGGAUCUAAGUGUGAGACUAUUGGUUGUCCAGGACAAGGGGUCGAUUGCACUAAUCACGGUGUUUGUUUGCUGGUUACACAACAAUGUGACUGCUUUAACGGAUGGAAAGGAGAAGGCUGUGAUAUCCCAGAUUGCCUUGGUGUCCCCGACUGCAAUGCAUUAGGAACAUGUUAUGGAGGGGUUGAUCCGCCAAAAUGUGUGAACUGUACCAACAAUACGAUGGGCCCCUCGUGUGAAUUUCCUUGUAUACAUGGGAGGGAAAACCCACCAGACAGCGUUAUAUGCGAGUGUGAUCCGUGCUAUAUCGGUCUGGCCUGUGACACUGAGUGUUCUGGACGAGGAACUUGUAGAGAAGACGUGAAUCCGAAAAGAUGUGAGUGUGACUCAGGAUGGAAAGGCCCAACAUGUGAAACAUUAGACUGCCCUGGGGAACCAGACUGUAGCGGACGAGGAGCCUGUGUGCAGCAGGGUACUCCUCCUACAGCGGUAUGCCUUUGCAAUCAAGGAUUUGAUGGUGAUGACUGCAGUAAACUUGUCUGCCCUGGUCGACCCAUGUGCAGUAACAGAGGCACCUGCACAUUAGUAGGCGGCAUUCCAAUGUGUGUAUGUAAUCAUGGCUUUGAUGGAAGUUCGUGUGAGCGUUGUCUGCCUCAGUUUACUGGAUCAGAAUGCGAUAAAUGCAUCACAAAUUACAUCGGAUGGGCAGUUGGCUGCAACAUUUAUUGUGUCCAUGGUAACGGAACGGGACAAAACGAGGACAUUUGUACGUGCCAUAAUGAUGCAAAUCUUGGUUACUGGAAUGGAACAAGUUGUGAUCGCUGUGUGUUUGGCUGGGGGCUGCCAUCCUGUGCCGUGUGUGAUGAUGCACAUGUAGGAGAGAAUUGUAAUAUUGACUGUUUUUCUGCACAUGCUCAGUACCGCGACGAACUUGACGGAGACUGGGGUAAACAUCCUGUGGCACCAAUUUUGAACUGUUUGUACGAGAACGCCCAUAACGAAGUGUUUGCCUGGUUUGGAUACCACAACAAAAAUCCUCAUAACGUAUACCUGAAUGUUGGAGCGGACAACUUUCUUACUAGACCUUACCUGGAUAUCGUUCCUGGAGGAUUGAAGGGUUUUGUUCUGAAGACCGGUGGUGCAGACAAUGCUACUGACAAUCUUGUUCCUUUACCAACCCAAGAUUAUGGUCAACCUAAUAAGUUCGUUCCUGGCAGACACGACAAGGCUUUUAAAGUUAGAAUGGAAGACGCCUAUCCAAUUGCCUGGGUUUUAGCAUUCCCACUGUCAAACGAGAGAAAUGCAGCAGUAGCAAAUCAGUCUCUUCUCCAUACUAUGAAGUGUACCGAUAUUGAGGCACAGGAGAAUAAUGUUUCGAGUGAAAAUUACAUAUGUUCCUGUCUUGAUGGACACUGGGGCUUUGCGUGCCAGUUUGAUUGUCCCGGCGGACCUCAAGCGCCAUGUCAUAACAAUGGCUUUUGCAAUAAAACCACAGGAUCGUGUUCAUGUGAUCCUAACUGGCGCGGAGACGAAAACUGUACCACAUGUUCGCCAGGUUGGUACGGACUUGAUUGCUCGGUAGUCAACCAAAGUACAAAUAAUUACACUGCAGCAGCAUAUGGACAUGGUUACUUUAUAACGAUCGACGGCGCAGGUUACAAAUUCUUAGGAAACGGAGAAUAUCAUUUGCUGCUGUCUCAUUUAUGGGAAGUCCAGGUUCGAAUGGUGACAUGCUUUUCUUCGAGCUCUUGUGUUAAUGCGGUUGCUGUGAGGAUUGAACAGCACACGCUAUUGCUGCAUUCAAGGUUUGUUAAUCGAAAGGAGCCUGUUGUUUUUGCAAAUGGAAAGAGAGUGUAUUCUGUUGAUUUUGAAUUUGGCCCAGCAAGUCACCGCUUUACUUUUAAACGAACCUCCCGGUUACAAUUUGUACUCUCAUCCUCUUAUGGUGUCCGGCUCAUAAUUCGUUUAUAUGAUCGAUAUCUUGAUGUUCAUUUGCGUGUAGACAAUCAAACAUAUUGUAAAACAAGCCAGGGACUGUGGGGUAACUGUAACCUCAACUCACUCGAUGACCUGUACAGCAGAGAUGGCAAAAUAGUUACAGGACUGAAUGUCUCUCAGUCUUACGUCACUGAAUUGUAUGCAAAGUCUUGGAAAGUGACCGAAAGAGACAGUUUGUUCGUCUAUGACAUCAACAACUACCACGAGCAGAGAGAGCUCUAUGGUGGCGGGUACGCGUUAUAUUUCAACAACUCGGGUGCCCAUACCGAAGAAAUCUACAGCUUCUCGUUAUCUGACAUCACUAUUGAAUUUAUGGUUCGCGCUGAGAGUGAAAACGGAACUCUUCUCUCGUACACCAGCACAGACAUGUUUGCUGUAAUUCUGGAGUCCAGCAAGAUCAAGUUACGCUACGAUGAUAUCAUUUUAGAUACUUUGGCGGUAAUUCAAACGCACGAAUGGAAUCAUAUUGCUUUGGUCUGGUCAUUAACGACGCGAAUUCUUCAAUUCUACCACAGGGAUGAUACUGGACAACGUGUGAACAGUCGGAAUUUUCCAAUUACCAGUAAUGUGAACGUCUUUCAACCAGGAGGAAUUCUCGCCCUAGGUUACUGUAUACCACCACCAGGUGGACUAACAUUGUCUCUCACAGAAGGAUUCAUUGGCCAAAUCGACGAACUACGAAUUUGGAACCAAAAGCUCGAUCCCUUUUCCAUCUCGGCUAACUGGAGAGGAAACCUGGGUUGUACCAUGCGAGUUCCAAACCUUGCAAGUCUUUGGAAGUUUAAUGAAGGCGAUGGCGUUGUUGCGCAUGACUGUGUAUCGGGCGCACAUAUAUAUUUUAAAUCGGGUACCUGGAAAGGGCCCAUGUGGGUCUUCUCAAUGGUUGAAAUUCCUCAGUUUUCAGUAGACACUAGUACCGCAUACAGCUUCAGAUUCGGUAGUUCCUGGAUGAGUGCGGAACAGUUAUGUUACAACCUCAUUUUUGGGUCAAUGUUGAAGUCAGGUCACAUUCUUCUAACGACUUCGACAUUGUGGUUUUACCACAUGUCCUGUGUAACAUCAGUUACCAGGAGCAACGAUCAUGGACAUGCUUACUGGACCUUGAUGGCUUUGUCGGAUUUUAAUCAACUGAUCGUAGAACAAAGUUCGUGGUUUGCUCAGAGCCUUUGUAAUUCAGUAUCUGUUUUCAACUUCCCAGUUUGGUAUGGAAAGAACUGCCACUAUCAAUGUAAAUUUGGCCUUCCAGGUACCAAUGAGCACAAGUGCUUUUGCAUGAAAGGAUUUUUCGGUUUGAACUGCUCAAGCGAAUGCCCAGGUGGCAACAAUGUGCCCUGCAAUGGCCUAUCUUCAUGUGACAUUUCAAUCGGAACAUGUAACUGUCCAGUUUCAUCAAACACCACCUAUGAUUGUAGCGUCUGCAGUCCAGGGUGGAUUGGAUCGGAUUGUUCUGUAUCACUCGGAGAAAAUAGGAGCAGUUCAGAAAACUUUACUUGCCAAGGUUUUGGAGCAACUCAUUACACAACAUUUGAUGGCGUAGGUUACAAUUUUAGGACUUACGGGGAGUUUUACCUUAUGAAAACCAAUCAGUUUACCGCGCAGGUGCGGCAGAUACCUUGCAUGAAUGCUUCGUUUUGUAUUUCAUCGGUAGGAGUGAAAAUCGGCUCGACAGAGAUCGUCAUAAGAGCUUCAUACAAUGGCACUGGAAUGUCUUUGGUCUGGCUAAAUCGUAAACUUACGGAUGCGACAUCUGUAAUCCUGGAAAACAACUUCAGCUUUCAAAAGGCUUCCCCCAAAGUGUAUGAAAUUGCCAAACCUGGGAGGAUUUUACUGAGAGUAAAAGCAUGGCAGGACUAUCUUUCGUUUGAAUUAACGUCAGCUUCUCAAUGGUGUAUUGUUGGCUCUGGAAUUUGUUCCUCUUGUGACUCAAACGUUGUAAAUGACUUUACAAACAGUACAGGUACCAUGUACUGGGGAGGCAGUAUUUCAGAAAGUAUUAUAAUUAAUAUCUUACAUUCGCAGUGGCAAGUCUCUGCUAUCGACUCGUUGUUUAUAUUUGGAUACACGAGCUAUAAAGAGCGACGAGAAAUAACUUCUAAUGGCUACGCCCUGAGCUUUAAUGGUACAACUGCUUCAACAGGAAUUUUGAAUGCUUUUGUCAAAGACUUCACUAUUCAACUGUUUGUCAAAGUUCACUCAUCUGGAGGUACAAUCCUUUCUUACUCAAAUAAAUUUACAUUUGCCCUAGUGAACGAUGUCCGAGUCAAAAUCUUCCUAGGUGGAGCUUCGUACGACAUGGGAAUUACACUACCUUCUGGAACUUGGGUACUAGUGUCUAUCGCGUACAGAGCUUCAACAGGAGUUCUAACUUACUACCAGCUGAACGCUCAAGGCGACCUUUAUUUCAAACAGACAUACAUUGGCGUAGAAAUGUUUACAUCGGGUGGUACCCUAUGGCUUGGUCACUGGCACAUAACAAAAGAACAUAUAACUGGUGUUCCGCUGCAGCCUUUCUUUGGAGUCAUUGAUGAAGUUCGUAUCUGGUCUUUUUCACUGGAUACCUUGCUUAUCCGCCAGAGUUUUCGUCUUGUUAUUACAGCAAACCUACCGUCACUGAGUGCCCUUUGGUUGUUUGAUGAAGGUGUAGGUAGAGUAAUCGCAAAUUUUAUAUCCAGCUCCCCAAAUAUGUACCUUCCAGAAGUCAUCAGUCGUCGUCCAACGUGGCAGUUCUCCUACGUCCGUGAAGUGUUUCCAUCCAUGGUUGAUAGUGCAUCUGUGCAGUUUAGUGUUAGCUUUGGACUACUGGCCAAAAAACGAUGUUUGGAACUUAUUUAUCACCACCACCUACAAGCUCAAUGUGGAAAGCUUUUGUCUGCUGCUGUUACCCAGUUUUACUUUAAGGCCUGUCUUUUUGAUGUCCAGUCCUCCAGUUCCCUGGACACCGCUUAUAUCGCACUGAUAGCGUAUGCUGACUACUGCAUGACAGUUCUUCAUCUAUCCUCAUGGCCUGCUCAACGCCUAUGUAAACAAUUACCUCAAAGUCUUCCUCGAGGAUGGAUUGGUCCUGACUGUUCAGUGAAGUGUGUGUUUGGAAGCGCAGACAAAAAUAAUGCUAGUUUAUGUGUGUGCCAUCGUGGAUACUGGGGCGAGGACUGUGCUAACGAGUGCCUCGGAGGCGGAAAUAAACCCUGCAACGAUCAUGGCAACUGUAACGUCAGAACAGGGUCCUGUGAGUGUGAUUUGAACUGGGGGGGAAAUGGCGACUGCUCUAACUGUACGCCUGGUUGGACAGGAUCUGAUUGUGCAAUAGCUGUGGCAGUAACCCAGUUGCCGACGUGUUCCGCUUUUCUUGGAGGACAUUUUACCAACUUCGACGGUGCUCACUUUAACUUUUUUGGAGUAGGUGAAUUUUGGUUUGUGCGAAGCAUUCACUUCAAUGGCCAGUUAAGACAAAUUCCAUGCUAUAAUGGAGAAUCUCGUUGCAUAAAUGCGGUAGCGUUUUCGUUUCUAUCAGGAUGGAAGGUGGUAGUCCACGCACCAUACGAAGAAAGCAAGCAACCUGUUGUUUGGUUAAAUGGGAGAGAAGCAGUAUAUAGUUCAACAAGAAUUCAAAUUUCCAGCGACGUAUUCCUAGAGAAGACAUCUUCAACUACCUAUCUUCUAAGCAGUCUACUAAAGGGUUUUAAAUUUCAACUGCGUGUUGUAGGAAGAGGACUCGUAAUUGCUGGUCACGUGAACCAAUCCUUUUGUAACGGCACGAACGUGCUGUGUGGAAACUGCGACGGCAACAGGGAUAACGACUUCAAUGUGACGGCUGGGUCUUCUCUUGAAGAAAUUUGGAGAGUUUCUAUGGAGGAAAGCCUCUUUAUCUAUCACGAUACAGGUUAUAUGGAAGAACGAGCUGUAACAGGUGCUGAGUACGCUUUAAUGUUCAAUGGUGUCGGCGUCUGUAGCGAUCUCAUGCCUGAUGUCUUAAACGCUUCCUCCAUCACAAUGGAACUUCUCUUCAAAAUGUAUUCUGAACCAAAAGUGGGAGGUGUCCUCUUAACGUACAGCAAAGCGAUAUCACUUACACUGUUUAUCGAAGGGACCCUUAAAGUACGGAUAGGAAUAGAAAUUUGGGAUACCGGACUUUCUCCACAAGUUGACUCUUGGAACCAAGUUACUCUUGUCUACUAUAACACCACUGGAGCAGUUUACAUUUACCACAUAAACUCCAUAGGUGUUGUUCGUUUAGCUACACGAACUAUGACUGCAGGAAUAAUCAACAGAGGAAGCAUAAUUUCCAUUGGACAAUGGAUACCAUCUCUGGAAAUCAACACCAAAGAAAGCGAUAGUCUGCCAGGUUUUGUUGGAGUGAUUGAUGAAGUACGCUUCUGGAACCGUGAAUUCAGCCUGCAAGAUGUCACAACAAGCUGGAGGGUGAACGUCCUUUCCAAUGCACGGUACCUUGUAAUUUUGUGGAAGUUCAAUGAAGGUCAAAGUGGUGUCAUACACGACUUGAUAAGCAGAGUUCACUUGUACAUUCCAUCCAUUCGCGAGGCUCCACGAUGGGUUUUCAGUUACGCUGACAUCAAAGUUCUACCUGUUACCCCUGAGAUUACGUUCAGUACGAGCAAGGUAAGAGUUGAAGCAGAGUCUUGGUGCCACACGCACAUCCAAAACUCACCUCUGGGCAUCGCGUGUGGUGGUCUUGGUGGUGGAACAGUGGCCUUCUACGUCAGGGCAUGUUUACGAGUAAUUGCCUCGGGUAAACAGGUGUCUCUUGGAAUAAGUGUUGUGGUGGCUUUUGCAGACACCUGUGAGAUCCAAGCUAACCUUACCAUUUGGCCAGCAAGGCAGAUGUGUACAUAUGAAAUAUUCAGGAACUCAAGGCUCAUGAACUGGAUAGGAUUAGAUUGCAAUAUCCCUUGCCCCUAUGGUUACCAGCUCCUUGGACUGUAUGGAAGCUGUCAGUGUGAUUCAGGCUUCUGGGGACAGACCUGUAAUGGUGUAUGCCCCGGUGGACUUGUGAACGUUUGUAGUGGACAUGGAAAUUGUAUAGAUAGUAAUGGAAUAUGCAAGUGUAAACGGAGAUGGCAAGGAGCACUUGACUGCAGCCAAUGCACACCUGGUUUCUUUGGAAAAGACUGUUCGGUAGCCGUUGCACCACCUAUAACGGAGCUCCCAGUAACAUCAGUUUUCGGGACUGGCUAUAUUGUGACCUUAGAUGGUAUCAAGAUCAGUGUCAACGUUGCUGGUGAAUUCAGAGUGCUAGCUCUGUCUCGCUAUGGACUAAGCAUCCAGUUUCGACAGGUACGAAUCGGAAGUUAUGUACGAGUAAGGUGCGUGAUAGUGGUGGUACAACAGGAUGUGCUAGCUAUCCACAGCAGUGUCGGAGUUGCUGGCCAAGUUUUGGUGACGCUGAAUGGUCUACCCAUAAGUCAAAAUAGCUUAGUUUCAUUAGGAGUUUCAGGAUUUGAGUUUCGACGAACGUCGCUUAACACUUACGUGAUGGUUGGUCCAGAAGGCUUCAACUUUGUCAUUAAUUCCCUUGCCAUUCACUUUGAUGUAUCCAUAACCAUGAAUAAAGAUUUGUGCCAGGAAACCUGUGGUCUCCUUGGCAGGUGUCAUAUUUCAGGAUCACGUGUUCCGCCAUCAAACUGUACCGCUGGAGGAAUAUUGGAUACUCAAGAAGUGUCAAACAUAACUCAAGAACUCUUGAUUUCCUAUGUGAAUUCAUGGGCUGUUCCACAAAACGAAAGUUCCUUUGGUCCCAUACUGAACAUUUCUGGUGAACCUCAACUUAGUAGUGUUGCAGGGAGCUGUCUCUACUUCAACGGUACAUCAGUGAUCAGCGCACCACUGCUCAACACUUUUGUCGGAAAUUAUAUAACAAUCCAGUUCUUUGUCAAAGCCAAGAAUCCAGAUGUUUACACUGGGACCAUCAUCUCAUAUGCACUCAAUGAAACAUUUGCAAUAGCGGUAAACAAAACAAUACACAUUUACUUUGGCACCACCGUCAUUGACACUCAACUUGUACUUGAAAGAGAACUUUGGAAUCACAUAUCUUUCGUCUACAUGCGGAGUUCAGGUCAAGUGCAGUUCUAUCUCGUUAACUCCAUCGGCAUCAUACAAUCAAAAGUAUUCCUCGUUGGUGUAGGGAUAUUUGCGGAUGGUGGUACCCUAGCCCUGGCCCUUUGGCAGGUGACUAAAGUAUCGCUCUCUCUGCCUGGCUUUGUGGGCUGGAUAGACGAGCUGAGCUUUUGGAAUAAGCGAUUUGAUUCAGUCACCAUACUACAAACUUGGAAUUCUAACCUGCAAUCAGGAACACCGGGAAUUGCACUCUUAUGGAAGUUUAAUGAAGGAAGUGGAUUUAUUUGUCGGGCUACUGUAGGAUCUCUUAAUUUUGGCCUUCCUACCCCUCCCUGGAAGAGCCCACUUUGGUACCCUUCAGAUGCUAUUAAAGAAGCCAAUGUUUUCAUCACGUCUGAUCUCUCUGAAAAAGAACCAGACAAGUCGACGCAAGAUCUAUGUUCAGAUGUUUUUCUGAAAGGUCCGCUUCUGAAUGAGUGUGCUAAUGUGACUGGAGGGUCCAAAUUUUACUACGAAGCUUGCUUAUCCGAAGUGUCUACUUCAGGAACACCUGAAUCAGCUCUUAUGAUAGCAACUAACUUUGCAAAAGAAUGCCAGGCAGCCUUGAACUUGUCGAGUUUGCCAGGAAAAGGACUUUGUAAUGUCAUACCGGGUGGACGCUAUAAUGACUGGGUUGGGGUAAACUGUACCACAAAGUGCGAGGUUGGAUGGUUCACUGAUGGCGAUUGCAAAUGUGACAAUGGAUACUGGGGAAUAAAUUGUUCAAGAGAGUGCCCUGGAGGAGCAGCAAACCCCUGUUAUGGAAAUGGGAAGUGCGAUAUUAGGAGCGGUAAAUGUAACUGUCGCCCAAAUUGGGAUGAAAGUGAAAAUUGUUUUAAAUGCGCUCCUGGCUGGAUCGGAAAAUCAUGUUCAGUGGCAGUGUCAACAACAGAAUCAUCCGUGACUGGUCAGACGUCUAAAGUAUGUACAAUAUUAGAGAGAGGCUAUGUUACCGGAUUUGAUGGCUCACUCUUUACAUUCACAACAUUAGGAGAGUUCAUAAUGAUCAAUUCUUCCAUUCUUCAAGUGCAAGUUCGACAAGUACCAUGCGAGAAGAGCUCCGUCUGUUUAAACGCCAUUGGUGUGAGGUUCAAUGACUUAACAAUUAGCGUCCACGCGGCCUACGAGAGUGAUUCAUUUCCAGUGGUGUAUGUAAACGAAGAACUUACAAAAGUAGGCGGAGAGCCCUCUAAAGAUAUGCUCAAAAAUAAUAUUAGCAUUCAACCAAUUUACAGGUCUGCCUACAGGAUUGUUGUCUCACACUAUUUGUCUAUACAAACAGUAUUCUCAGAUCGUUACAUGAGUGUGGAGUCAACAGUGACGUCUAAUUUUUGUCAGCUUGUCGAUGGUUUAUGUGGCUCCUGUGCUAAACUACGUGUCGGUCAAAAUGCAACUCAGGGAAGUGGUGGUUCUGUCACUUCGAUAAAUAGACCAACGACUGUUUUGGAGGAGCUUGGUAAACCAAAUGCCACAAGUGAUAACGUUAAUGAAUUUAUAACAAAAGUGUUUCCAGUUCAAGAUCCCAUUAUAGUCAUCGAUGCAGAAAUGCACAAAGAAACGCGGGUUGUUUACGGAGGUUUGUACAGUCUGUACUACCGUUUUACUGCUGUGGUCACUCAAACAGUUGUCAAACUCUUUGUGAGUCAAACGUUGACCUUCCAGCUCUUAGUUAAAUCAUGCAAUCCCCAAAUAUGUGGAGGAACAGUAAUCUCCUACACAUCGAAUGUCACGUUUUACAUCAGCAACCAUGUAACAGUGAGGGUGGUUAUUGGAUUAGACGUCUUUGACACUGGUAUCGCAACCGAAGCAGAUGUGUGGAAUCAAAUUACCGUAGUAUUUGUCCGUGAGAAACUUCAACUCUUUGUGUUCGUCACAUUUUCAUCUGGACUUGUGCAAGUGCGAAAGUUUAGUUUUACUAUCGACCCUUUUAUAAGUGCAGGAACAUUUGCUAUAGGUAUGUGGCAACCGGCCUCAGGAUCAAUUAGCGUUCAGCCAACCAAUGUCUUCCUUGGUCAAAUAGAUGAGGUAAGCGUGUGGGAGAGACCCUUCGAUUAUGCAUUGGUUGAACAAAGCUGGCGAUCAAAUAUUCAACUGGGUGCCCCAUCGCUCACAAAUUUGUGGAAAUUCAACGAGGGCAAGAAUUCCAUUGUUAAAGACCUAGUGGCUGAUGUUGCUCUACUCUUCCCGAGGUAUCCAUUAGGUAAACCAGAAUGGGUUUUCUCAGAUGCUCCCAUCACAUCCGUUGUCACAGUGAACCCAAAUGAAGAUAAUGCCACUCUACAUACAAUCGCCAUCAAGGUUUGUUUCGAGUUCAUAUAUGAGGGACCAAUCCAUUCAGCUUGUAAUGCCUUAGGCAACGUCACUCUAGAAUUUUACCUCCGUGCUUGUGUUCAAGCAGUAGUGGACACCGGAUUGACUGUUGAAUCCAUUGAUGUCGUAAUAACAAUCGCAGAUUAUUGCCAAAAAAUAUUUGGUUUGCCUUAUUGGCCAGCUCAGUCUUUGUGUAACAAGUUUCCUGGAAAGCGUUUUCCCAACUGGAUGGGAAAGAACUGUACCAUCCCUUGCAUUUUUGGUCAAGCUGCUAACGAAAGUGAAGUCUGUGUAUGUGAUCCUGGAUUUUAUGGCACGAACUGCUCAGGCAUCUGCCCAGGAGGAAAAGGGAAUGCAUGUAACAAUCAUGGAAUCUGCGAUGUCGUGACUGGCAAGUGUUCUUGUGAGCUUAAUUGGCAAGGUAAUGAAAACUGUUCCACUUGUGCUCGAGGUUGGGCUGGAACAGACUGCUCAAUCGCAGUCACUCAGUGGCCAUCCGGCAGUGUCAUAAUAGGCAUUGGUGCAGUAUCGCUUGGCGGGCAAUUUACGUCACUCAGUGGUAUCAGCUACAGCUUGCAAGUGACCGGGGAGUACUAUCUUAUUUACUCCAUACAUCUCUCUGUAAAUGUGCAAAUUCGCCUAGUAUCUUGCACUCAACAAGAGUCGUGUAUCAAUUCUAUUGCACUGCAAAUUGCCUCUUAUAAAGUAGUUUUGCAUGGACCGUACAGCUCUGGGGGAAGCCUGAUCGUCUGGUUAAACGGAAAAGUCAUCGAUAUAGAUUUGCAUCCAAUCACUCUCGACGUCUACGGUUUUACUGUCAGCAAAAUCACAGCUCACCUGUGGGAAGUGAAAUAUGCUGGUUUGUACCUAAAAAUACGCGUGACUGGGCGCUUUCUAAGCGUUAGUGUUGAGGCAUCGGGUUUGGUUUGCAAGUCAUCCAUCGGACUACUAGGCUCCUGUAACCAGGGACUCGUACAAUCGCUUUUGUCGUAUUAUCCGACUAAAGAUUGUUCUGAAGAAGGCUUUAUGUUCAACGUAAGCGGGAACCAUUCAAAUGCGUUUAGGCAAGGAAGUGAUAUUCUAAGUGAAAAGAACGCUUCUGAUACCAAGGCAAAGACUCAAGAUAUCAUUAGCACUCUUAUAACUACUAAGCUAAAGGUGAAGAAAUGCCAUAGUUUGUUCGAGUACAAGUAUAAGGAGAUCGUAGAAUAUCGAGAGGCGAAUGCAGGAUAUGCUCUUUACUUCGACCACACUACUGUUGUGACAGAUGUAAUCUACAAGGCAUUUUCCUUCACAGACAUUACAGUUAAGAUCAUGUUUAAAACGGUGCGUUACGGGGUGAUAAUAUCCUAUACCAUGAGGAAGACAUUUUUCGUAACAAACACGGGUGGAAAGUUCACCAUCUUCUACGGAGAGAAUGUUUACCAUACAAACAUAGUUGCAGAGCGUAACAAAUGGAACCAGGUCAGUCUGGUGUUCAGAAAAUCCACUACAGUCUUGCAAUUUUACUACUUUUCUUCUGGAGGCCAGUUACAUCGCCUCGACAUAAACGUUGGAUUUGAUAUCUUUACACCAGGAGGAACAAUUGCUUUGGCUGGUUGGAUGCCAUCUCUCGACGGAUCUGGAAUUCAACCAACUGAUUUCUUUGCUGGAUUCAUAGAUGAAGUUCGCAUAUGGACACGCUAUUUCCAUCCUGCGUUCAUACUGCAAACUUGGAACAGAUCGGUAAGCGUAAAUGCCCAAGACCUCGCGCACGCAUGGAAAUUUAACGAAGGAGAAGGAAUUGCAGCUGUUGAUAAAGUAACUGGUAUGAAGCUAGUCCUUCCUUUUAAGCCUUGGAGAAAACCCGAAUGGAGAUAUUCUGAUGUAGAAUUACAGCUGCCCUUCUACGAUAGACCACUAGAUUUCAGUUUUACGAACAAAACUCUGCAAGUAGCCGCAGAACUUUUCUGCAAUAGAACACUACUAAUGGGCACAUUACAUUCGCAUUGUAAAUCCUUGGGACCUGGCGUUUCUACCUUCUACUUCAGGUCCUGCCUCCAAAGAAUCGCAACUUCUGAGUCCUUGUACAUGUCUAUGGAAGUGAUUAUAGCGUAUGCCGAUUAUUGUCAAGCAUUCAACAACUUAACAGUCUGGCCAGCGAAACAUCUUUGUAAUGAAUUUCCUGGAAGAGAAUUUCCCAUUUGGUUCGGAGAGCGAUGCGAAAGAAAGUGUAUCUUCGGUAAGAAGCUGGCCUCUGAGACAUGCGUAUGCUACCACGGCUACUGGGGACUGGAAUGCUCAAACACCUGCCCUGGCGGAGCUGCGAACCCAUGUAACAACAACGGAAUGUGUAAUGUCAUCACAGGAGAGUGUGAAUGUAAUGUUAAUUAUAAUGGAACGCAGGACUGUGGUAAAUGUUCUCCAGGGUGGCAUGGCUUUGAUUGUUCCUUGGCUCUUGUAUCACUCAACUUGAACCGUCAUAUCUCCAUCGGCAUGUCAUCGACUGGCGGCCAUUAUGUCUCGUUUGAUGGCUACAGCUUUACUCUUGUGUCCCUGGGUCAAUUUUAUCUGAUGAAUCUACCUGACCUGUCAUUCCAGAUUCAAGUUCGCCAUGUCCCCUGCAGACAACAGACGGUUUGUGUGAAUGCCAUUGGAAUACGGAUUACGACGACUGUUGUUUCUUUUCACGCUCCUUACACUACCGGUGGAGCUCCAGUAAUCUGGGUCAAUGGAAAGCUUCUACUUCUUUCAGGAUUGAUUUCCACACUAGGAUCACCACAUCUUGGCAUCCUACUGAAGUACAAUGGGCGCAACUACUAUCAAAUUAUUUGGAAAGACAAUUUUGCCAUGGCCAUUCGAAUUCAUGGUCGAUACUUGAGUUUUAAAGUCGACGUCACGUCUGCUUAUUGCUAUAACUCUACAGGCUUACUUGGAUCCUGCGAUAACGAGCCCGACAACGAUCUCAAAGUUAGCUCCAAUGGAAGUAUCAUACCAGCAAAUGUCACUCAGCCCGUCUUAAAUACAGAAAUUGGAAGUCAUGCCAUUGUGUAUGACAAAGACAGUUUGAUCGUUCUUAAAUAUGAGCAUUACCACGAAACACGACUACCAACUGGAGGUAUGUAUGCCCUUCUGUUUAAUAAGACAGGGGCCUCAUCGAAACCACUGAUAAAAACGUUCAACCUCAAUGUAGAUAUAACGCUUGAAAUUCUACUGAAGCCGUACCAAUUCAGUGGAACAAUCUUCUCUUAUGCAGUCUUACAAACGUUUGCAGUUUUGAUUGAAAGUUCACUUAGAAUUCACUUUGGAAAAGCGAUCAUUGAUACGGGCGUGAAUGUGACUAUCAACCAGUGGAGCCACGUAUCACUUGUUUGGUACCACAAGUCUCGAGUGCUAGAGUUUUAUCACUUCAACUUUAAGGGGAAAGUGCAACGACGAUCCUACGUGCUCCCGUCAAAUCCAUUUCUACCAGGCGGUAUUCUUUCCCUCGGACAAUGGGAGCUGUCUCCUGGAGACAGCGAAACUCAUACGGUCGCAUCUUUUGUUGGCACCAUUGACGAGAUCCGUGUAUGGAAGCGAGCCUUUAAUCCUGCAUUUAUACUUCAGAACUGGCGAAUGAAUGUUGUCCCCACUCAUCCUGACCUCACUGGGCUUUGGAAAAUGAACGAAGGUGAAAGUGACGUCAUAAUGAACCUUGUGACCGACGAACACAUCUAUCUACCGAGAUCACCAUGGCAACAGCCACACUGGGUAUUUUCUGAUGCUGACAUCAACACGAACUUAACAUCAUCCGAUAAACCGUUCGAAAUGCACUUUCUCAAUAAGACGUUAGAGAAGAUGGCAAAGGCCUUCUGUUUCGAGCUGUUCUACAAGAGUACACUUCAUGAUCAGUGCCACGGCCAGUUAAAAUCUGAGCUGGAAUUUCAUUACCUUGUUUGCUUGAUAGACAUUGCAACAACCGACGACAUCAGUGCAGCCCUGACAGUUAUAGUUACCUUCGCUGAUCACUGUCAAGCUGUCUUGAACUAUAGUACCUGGCCAGCUCAGCCACUUUGCAAUAAGUUCCCUGGAUCCCACUUCCCCCUAUGGAUUGGAGACAGGUGCGACAUAAAAUGCGUCUUUGGUGCUGCGGAUCCUGAUGAUCGUAACCUAUGCAUCUGUAUGGAAGGCUACUGGGGAAGCGAUUGUUCACAGAUAUGUCCAGGUGGACUGCUAAAUAUUUGUGGAGGACACGGUUGGUGUGAUAGUUCAACUGGACAAUGUCAGUGCCAAGUGAACUGGAGAGGAAACGAAAAUUGUAGUAGCUGUAGUCCAGGAUGGAAUGGAACUGAUUGUCAAUUUGCCGUGGAGCUUGUCACUAGUAUAACAUCACAAACCGUCUUAGUUGCAGCUAUUGGAGGAAAUGGCUACUUUACAACAUUUUGUGGCGUCAGUUUUACCUACAGAGUGGUAGGUGAGUUCUAUGUACUGCGGUCUGCUUCCCAAAAUCUCGUCAUCCAGCUUCGACAAGCACCAUGUCCAAUCGAUGGCAGUUACAUCCCGCUUUGCACAACUGGUUUCUCGUUUAGUCUGAAUAAUAAUGUCAUUGCCAUCCGCGCGCCAGUUGCUACGUUUUCAAGAACUGUUCCAAUCUUUCCUCUCAUUUGGUUGAAUGGAAAUUUGGUACAAGUUGACCACAGGACGCAACUAUCGGUGGACUUUGUCAUGUUGCGUAUCUCCACGGUUGCAUUUGAGAUCUACGGUCCAAACGGUGUGAAAUUUGGUAUAACUGUAGGACAUAGUCUUUCUGUAACUAUUCACCUGCCAGCCAUAUACUGUCGAAACUCCACAGGCCUUCUUGGCGCAUGUACAGGCGUCUCCUUUAACAACUCGAACAGUCUUGAAUCGUACAUCACCUCUCUGAAGCAUAAUUCAGUAGUUGACAAGUCACAAACAUUGUUUAUUUACAAGUACCUGCAUUACUCUGAAUACCGAAGUCCAUCUGGUGCAGGAUUUAAUCUAUUUUUCAAGGAUCACUCGGUGCGCUCAGGCCCCCUACAAUUACCUCCUGUUGAUGUGCUAACAAUUGAACUGCUUAUAAAAACCCACCAAACAGGAGGAAUCAUCUUCUCGUAUUUAAGCCAAAACAUCUUUGCUGUCAUCGACAAUACAACACUAGAAAUUAUCUACAAUGGCUCUGUUUUUGACACUGGGCUUAAACUGGAGAUCAAACAGUGGAAUCAACUCACAAUUGUCUUAAAACAACUCGUUGGGACUCUCUACUUCUACCACGUCAGCUCCUCUGGGGUAGUUAAAGUCCGCGUAUUUAAGUUGGAUGGAAACGUUUUCUCAAACGGCGGUGUCUUGGCACUGGGACAGUGGCAGCCAUCACCCAGCUCGGACAGCAUGCUUCCUCAGUCAAGUUUUGUUGGUGAGAUCGACGAGUUUCGUAUCUGGAAGCGACGGACGAACUCAGACCUCGUGAAAAGUAAUUGGAGAUUGAAUGUACAGGCUGGCAUUUACCCUGAUCUGCUUCACCUUUGGAAGUUCAACCAGGCUAACGGAAGGGUAAUUCCUGACAUACUUGGAAAAAAUGAUCUCUUCCUGACAAAGUUUCAUGAGCCACAGUGGACGUUCUCAGAUGCUGAUAUUCCUCGCUUGAACCCGGAAGAAACAACUUUUGUCAACUUAAGCUUGCAGCGAGAUGCAGAAUCCUUCUGUUUUAGCCUCAUUCUCAGUGGACCGCUGUAUGCUAAUUGCGAAGAUCUCAGUAUUCAAGUAGCACAGUUCUACUACAAAGUGUGCCUGCACGACAUUUCGCUGUCGUCAAAGUUACGUUCGGCCGUUUAUGCCGUGGUCACAUUCGCCGACUACUGCCAGAACACUCUCAACCUAAGCGAGUGGCCAGGAAAAGAACUUUGUCAUCACUUUGUCGACCAAAGAUUUCCCUACUGGAUUGGCUCACGCUGUAAUACGCGAUGCGUAUUUGGGUAUCCAAGGCCAGAUAUAAACUCAACGGAUGGCGUUUCUUGCAAGUGCGAACAAAACUACUGGGGAGUGGACUGUGCAAAUCUAUGUCCAGGUGGGCUAAGGGAAACUUGUAACGGACACGGUGUUUGUAGUGUAACUAAUGGUACCUGCGAGUGCGAACCACACUGGAAAGGGAAUAUAUCGGCUGAAUAUAACGCUCCAAUCGAUGAAAACAAUUCCGUCUCGCCAAUACCAUGUAGCAGGUGCACACCCGGUUGGACAGGAGCUGACUGUGCGAUUGCAGAGGACUCCUCCAUACUGGACAAUUCCUCUAUCCCUAGAAUAGCUAUAAACUUUGGUGAUCCUCAUUUUACGAGUGUGACAGGGGUAAACUUUCACUUCGAAGCUCCCGGUGCGUACCAUCUUUUCAACUCAUCAAUUGUAGAUGCACAGGUGCUGAUAGUUCCAUGUAACAACAGAGUGUCCUGUCGACGAAUCAGUGAGGUUUCCCUCCGCACCUCGAAAACAGAGCUGUCGGUUCGUUACAACGAUUUUGAGACAGUGGUAAGCAGUUUAUUUGAUAAAACAAGCAACACCUCCAAGGAGCUUUCCAAGUCUGAUGAAUGGGUCGAGGAUGCAGAUAUCCGAUACCGUUGGCUAACAGUUAACAUCCUGGAAGUUCGCAUCCAAGAUGAAAUUCAGUUUAACAUUCUAUCUUAUUACGGUACCAUUGGAACGGCUAUUGAAGUUUUAAAACAGAGAGAUCAGACAGAUGGCAUCUGUGGCGAGAAGGAGAGCAGUUGGAUACGACAACAAGGGAACCAAAGCCUUACAUCGGAAAACCAAAUAGCUGAUACUUCUAACAAUGACACAACAGAUCAGCAAGGCCUUACUCAAGCAACGAUCCAAAAAAGACUCAUUACACGGUUCAGAAUCAUGGAGAAGGACAAUUCCUUGACGACAAAAUAUGCCUCGCGCAGUUAUUCUGGGGCUGGCUACAUGUUGGAGUUCUCGUCUGGUAACACUGCUGUUAUGUACGCAAGCAACACAAGUUUGCCAGUUCUCGAUGAGUUUACUAUUGAAAUUUGGGUCUGUUUGACGAAUGCAGGCGAAAGCGUUGCUCGAUUCUGUUCCUCAGAUCAGAGAAACAACACUGAACCCGUCACUGGCAGUCACGCUGUUUUCUCUGUUGUCACCGCUAUUGGGGACUUUGCAAUAGUUUGCAACGACGGACUGCAAGUGAAAUGGGACAAGGAGAAAUUUAUAACGGAUAUUAAUCUUUACGAAGGAGUUUGGACUCAUUUAGCUGUAACGUGGAGGACGAUCGAUGGUCGAAUGCAAGCGUUCGUCUAUUCCAACGGAAAGCAUCGUCAAUCAACAACAUAUGGGAUAAAAAAUGGAAAGCAAUUCUCUUUCAAUGGUCUGUUUAUUCUAGGACGUUACAUGCGAGGCUAUAUGGUAGACAGUGAAUACGACAUGCUUGGAGCGUUGGACGAGUUAAAGGUGUGGCAAUAUGCAAAGACGAUGGAACAAAUCAGGGCGUCCAUGAGCGUCAAGUUCGAGGACUACCGCGAAGGACUGGUGUUAAACGUACCUUUUGACGAAGGAAUGGGGCGAACGACGGUGGGGCACCUUUAUAGUCCGAUUUCUGUUGAAGUAGCGCUCUCUCUUUUCGAGGCCCAAGUCGUAAAUGUGACCAAUAUUCAUCUGUUUAUUCAUUCUGGAGACUACCCCGGAUGGGCUCCGUCAGGGGUGCACUUGAGUCCCUUAGCGAACUACAGUCUAGCGUUCCUUAACAAAACUCUGGAAGGAAAGGCCUUAGAGAAGUGUUACGAGUCGUUUUAUGAAGGAAAGCUACAGGAACAUUGCAGUCCGAAACUGGUAUCACAAGCCCUGUUUUACUAUGAGUCUUGCCUCGCGGACAUUGCCGAUUCAGGCAGUCUUGCACACAGCAAGCUUUCUGUAAGUCUCUUCGGCUUUUACUGCCAAAAAGUCCUUGGAAUUAAAGAGUGCUUGUUGCACGGAACCUACGACGCUUUCCUACGCUGUCCAGGCGACGACGAAAAACAAACCAAAUUCACUCCACUAGAGAUAAUUGUUACGACUGUAUCUUCACUACUCUUCCUUUUAUUUCUGCUUAUCAUACUUAUCCUGGUGUGUCGACGAAGAAAGCGCAGAAAGUCCGAAGUGGAGCAGAUUUACCUCCAUGAAGCUGGAGGUGAAAGAUCGCAUAAGUACGUCGCUGAAGAUGAGGGUGACCACCCUCAAGCAUAUUCCAUGAGGCAGAUGUUGGACGAGUACGACUUUGAACCGGACAUGGAUGAUAGCCCACAUGAUACACCAAGCGUUGUGCGAAAACCGCUGGUUCGAAAUCCUGCUGGCGGUGUGCUGCCUGAAGGAGAGGAGGAGAGUGCUGUGUGAUUUGAUAGGAAUUAGUGACUCUAAAAUAAUUAGCGUAGAUUUAAAUUUAGAUUUUUUACUUUGGUAAAAAUUUUUUAUAAAUACAUAAGUUAUUUCAAUGAAUAUUGAUACUUUUAAUAAAGUCAUCCACGUGAUUGAUCGGAAACUUGAAUAACACAUGAUUUUUUGCACCAACCAAUGAGAAAUACGCAAUUAGAUUUCUUUUAGAAAGUUUUGAUUUUCAUCGCUUUUUAACCUUUUUAAUGAUUGUUUACUACCGAUUCAUGACUCGUUUCUAGUUGUUAGAUUUUCUUCCUACAAAUCAGUCGAUCUUUCAUUUCAGUCAUUGAAAACAUCACGUACAGUAAUCAGCAGGGAAAAAAUGAGAUCCAAGAAGACAUGCAGACGAAUACUAAAACAUUCGUCGAUGCAUUUCGUAGGCGACAUAGUAUUCAGAUAGAUCAUACGCUGAUUGUUAAAACGUAAUUUUUUUUUAGGAAUGAGAGUAUCAUACUCAGCUAAAUUCAUGCGUAAUGUUGUUAGUCUUUUAGUGUGUGCGAUGAUUGUUGCAUAAUUGUUGUUUUCGGAGUGUAAACAGUUUCUUAUUGUUUUGCUUUUUCAUGAAUGUGUGAAUUUAAUAUCACUGUGUCCAUGAAUCUCACCUUGAGUGUUAUACUUAGCAUAACUGCAAUACUAAAAGAGUGUACUUGUUUUGAGUGAUAAAAUGCAAUUUCGUUUUGAAUGAAUGAACUUUACAAUCAUUUAAACGCCCUCAGCAAAGUUUUGAGGGUAUUUCCUAUUUACAGUGUGAGUUUAAUACCACUUUAAGUUUUGUUUCCUCAAUGUAAAAAGAGGACUUAGCACGAAUCUGGAUGUAACCUUUAGUGCCAAAUAUUUACCAUAGAAAACAAAAUAACAUCGAGUGCUUUAAGAGUGUUUUGAUUGCAUUUCCCUUGCUUCAUUUUCGUUAUUCCAAGCUCUGCAGAAUGUAUUCUGUGUGGUAGAUUUUAGAUUAAGCAAUAAAUAGAAGAUUAUACGAA
Pocillopora verrucosa is the source of this 65109-nucleotide messenger RNA. RefSeq lists its product as uncharacterized. The record is from RefSeq and is a predicted model, not a curated record. Gene Ontology annotation, cellular component: membrane. NCBI's taxonomy places the organism in Eukaryota, Metazoa, Cnidaria, Anthozoa, Scleractinia, Pocilloporidae. Gene Ontology annotation, biological process: cell communication.